GACGCAACAGCUACGCCCGGAAGCCGGAAAACAAGAGGCGUCUGUCAUGGCGUCGCCCUCUGCUUUAUCCCGAUGUGUGGUAUCUCCGACCGGGAAGCACACGGCCUCGCUGAUUUUCUUGCACGGAUCAGGUGGAACCAUAUUUCUUUUUUUUUUUUUUUGGUUUGGCUGCUGGCCAGUGACUAGAGCGGAGAUGCGAAGCUGCUGCGAACUACAACUCCCGACAUGCUCUGCUACCGUUUGUAAUAAGCUGAGCAUGCCGGGAAAUGUAGUUCUCAGAACGUUCAGCUUCUAUUAAUGCUUGGGUUGGUGGAGCUGACAGUGACUGUUGUGCUUCCAUUUAAUAUUGGACUCAUGUAUCCUACACAUUAUUAAUAAUAGUCAUGUCUUCAUUCUGUUAUUUAAAUAACAUGUUUAUUGUGUUAGUGUCAGUAAAACAAAUAAGUUGUGUUGUUCAAAUAGAACACUCUGACUAUGUAGUAAAAAGUGAAAAAUCCCAAAUUAUGUCACUUAUAUGGUUCUACAGAAGUUGUAAAAUUAAUAUAAAACAAGAUCAAUUGUUAAUGGCCAACAUGCCGGUUUUUCACAAAACUGUAGGCUUAUGUGAUGCAGUAGCAUCUUUUAAUUUUUUUUUUUUAUUAUUAUUAAUAUGAGAUACAUUAUUUGCAAAUUCUCAAUGUUAAGAGCUAAAUAAAAAUUACCUAUUGAAAGUAUCCACAGCACUCAAUGUAUAUAAAUGCACACUGUUCUGUUAAGGGUGUUCUGACAAGGUAUAGUAAACUGAUAGAACACCGGCAUUGAAAAUCAACUUGAGAUACAAAACAGAAAGGAAGUGAAUAUAUACAUUUUGGCAUUAACGUAUCUUUGCACUAUUUUAUUAACAUUAGUGAAAUUUUGCUCAAGUUAAUUUUAUUUUAUUGUACCAUUUUAAACAGGAUCUGUACAGAAGGGCAAAGUUCAGGGACCAGAAUGGGACUUGCUGAUGCUUAGGAAUUUAACCCUAGUAUUUAGAUAUUCGAAAUGUUGCAGGUGCUUUUAGUGUGAGGUUACACAGACUCACUCCGGACACAGAUCAUAGGAAAAAUCAUUGUAUUCUUAUUCAUAGCCGGCUACGGUCUCAUCAGCACAGACUCAUGUCUAAAAAAGGGCUAAGAGCCCCCCUCUCGGGUUAAGUCUUUAUAUAUUAUUAUUAUGUUAUUUAUAUUGCACCAACAAAUUCUGCAGCACUUUACAGUAGGUGGACGAACAGACAUGUAGUUGUAACCAGACAAGUUGGACACACAGGAACAGAGGGGUUGAGGGCCCUGCUCAAUGAGCUUACAUGCUAGAGGGAGUGGGGUAAAGUGACACAAAAGGUAAGGAUAGUAUUAGACUAAUGACAGAUGCAAGAGAGGAAUCACUCGGGAGCUAUUAACAGUUUAAUUGAUACGCUUUGAUGAAGGAGUGGAUUUUUAAUGAUUUUUUUUGAUGGAGUGGAGCCAAUGUAGGGACUGACAGAAGGGUGAGGCGUGGGAGGUGCGGGAGGACAGGAAGAUGAGCCUUGCCGCCGCAUUCAUUAUGGACUGUAAUGGCGCAAGUUGGGAGCACAUCAGACCACUGAGAAGUGGAUUACAGUAGUCAAGGCGAGAAAGGGCAGUGGAAUGGACCAGCACCUUAGUCGCAUCUGGCGUUAAGUAGGGUCGGAUGCGCGCAAUGUUUUUGAGAUGUAAGCGGCAGGAUUUGGUGAUAGACUGAACAUGAGGCGUGAAGGAGAGGUCGGAGUCAAUGAGAACACCUAGGCAGCGAGCCUAUGUGGUGGAGCUGAUGGUAGCACCGUUGACUUGGAGGGAGACAGACACAGGACUAGCAACAUUUGAGGGAGGAAAGACCAGAAUUUCAGUUUUGGUCAAGUUGAGUUUAAGGAAGUGGGCAGCCAUCCAGUUAGAAAUAGCAGAGAGGCAGUCAGAGACACUUGUCAAGAGGGACGGGGAGAGGACAGAUAGAUUUGCGUGUCAUCCACAUAGAAAUGAUAUUGGAAGCCAAAUGAGCUAAUGAGUUUACCAAGGGAGGCAGUAUAGAUGGAGAACAGUAGGGGACCAAGGACUGAACCUUGGGGGACACCAAAAAAGAGGACUUGGGGAGAAGCAGAGCCAGAGAAAGAAACACUGAAAGAGCAUAUCUGAUGGAGCUUAUACGCAACAGAGAUAUACAAGGGUUACUCCCAUACUGCGGCAAUUAAUAACCAAUUAGCAAGCGCUUAGCUAUUACUUUAUUAUUUUCCUAGUUUACUGCGUGUAACGGAUCACCUGGCACCCCGACUGGGUACCUCCGUUGAAAGAUGCUCCUAGCGCUUCCAGAGGACUCCAAGCACUCCACCAGACACCAUAAGCACCGCAGGCUGCAGCUAUCUCCCUUCAGAACGAAGCAGGAACAAGCUCUUACAAGAGCUCAGUGAUUAUAGCAAGGGAAUAUGCCUAGCAUAGCAAUCCCUUGUAGCAGAUUCCCCCAAUAAGAGACAGGACUCAAGUUGAGGGUAAAAAUAGAACUCUCUGGCUGCUAGCUUGCAGCCCUUUUUAUUAGGUGCUCCCAUGAAGGGGAGGGACACACACAGUAACAUACAUUAACCAAUCACACAAUAGUUACAUCCCACACAUAGCCCUCCCCUCUACCUGUAAACUAAUUAUCUGUACACACAGGAAAAUACAAUUAUCAUAGGUAGGGAAAAUACAGUUUUUACACAACAUUCAUAACUCCCAAAAUAUACAUCACAUUCGCAUAAAAAUACAUAUUCACAAUCAAUCCAUUCAGGGGAACAACAUAUUAAAAAAUGGCAUGAAUCAGACCAGGGGUUCAAAAGUUAGUAAAAGUAUCUUUUGUUCCCCCUGGCUCAAACAGUAAAAGUAAAACAUCCCCACAAUGCAUCCUGGCUUCCUCCCUUCUGCCCUGGAGAUAAUUGGAGAAGGAAUCUAAUUAUCUCCAAAGACAGAGCCAAACUCCAUUACCCACAUGGCAGACAAAAAGACAGUAAAAGACAUAAAAUUACAUACUGACACAUUUAGUACAUAAAACACACAUUUCUACAUAUCCCCAGAUAGCUUGGAUCUGACUGCACAUUAUUAGAUGAAUGGCACUCAGAUCACACGAAUAAGCCUUUCUGCAGGGAAAAUAAACAGUUUAACCUGCAGGGCCAUAGUCCAAAGGCAAGAGGCGGGCAAGCAGCCCCCUCCAAGGACACGUGGCGAGGUCGGUUUCGCCACACUUCUCCCCUUUGCCCCCCAGACUAACAGGGUAUCUGACCUCCUGCCGGUCAGUGCCCUGGUUAGUCCAGCAACCCACCCACGAAGCACAAACAGCAGUACAGCCCACCCACAAUAAAUGUUUACUCCACCUGGAUAAAGUAGCAACUUGUCCAUGUCCAGGUGCCUCACCACGGCUGUGUGGGGAGCUGGUAGACUGCCUUGGUGGGUUGCUGAGUGGGCAGAGACCAGCGGUACUCUGCCCUGGUGCCAGUGCUACCACCGAAGUAGCCUGAUUGGAGCCUGGUUGUGGGAGGGGGAGACCGACCGUCUCCCCUCUGGGUACACAGCUCUGGGGCUGGGGAACAGGACCGACCGUCUCUACCCCUUGGGCUGUAAGCGCAGAGACUACGGUCCCAUCUGCACAGUUGCGGGGCUCAACAUCUCCCCUUGGUGGGUUAGGCUGCCGCUGGAGAGAGGGUGUAACAAGCUCCUCUCUCUGGACUGUCAACUGCCGCUGGGGAGAGGGGUUAACAGGCUCCUCUCCCUGACACUCUCUCUGCUGGUGGAGAGGCGGACCAGCUGUCUCCCCUUUCAUUAUUUUGUCCUGCUGCUGGGGUGUGAGACUGACGGUCUCUGCUCCCUGCAGGACACACUGCCGCUGGGGAGGAAGGACGACACCUUCAGCUCCCUGGGGUACACACUGUCGCUGGAGAGGAAGGAUUGCACCCUCAGCUCCCUGGGGUACACACUGCCGCUGGGGAGGAAGGACGACACCUUCGGCUCCCUGGGUUACACACUGCUGCUGGGGAGGACGGACGACACCAUCAGCUCCCUGGGGUACGCACUGCCGCUGGGGAGGAAGGACGGCACCUUCCGCUGGGGCAGCCUGUAGAAAGUCAGGCUCAGGGGAAGGAAACAAGGGAGGACAGAGGCCAGCGGCGCUCUGCCCAGUUGCCAGCUCUUCUGCUGGGGGGUCAGGGAACAAAGGAGUUGGCUGGGGAGGAGAAAUAUCACUUACCUCCCCCUGGUACUCCGGCUGCUGCUGGGGGGGGAGGUCGAUUCUCUCCACUUUCUGUAACUCCAGCUCUAGUUGGGGAUCUGGGCCGGUUGCCCAGCAUCCCUGUAGGGCCGGUGGAGAGAUCUCGGUCCCAUCUCCACCUGCCUGCAGGGGGUCCUCCCAGGACCAGUCUAUGAGGUCCUCUACCUCGGGUACCUCUGGUUGCUGUUGGGGAGGGAGACCGGUUGUCUCUUCCUCCAAUAACACAUUCUGCCGCUGGGGAGUGAGACCGACUGUCUCCCCUCCCUGUAAAACAUACUGCCGCUGGGGAUCUGGGCCGGGUGCCCAGCAUCCCUGUAGGGCCGGUAGAGAGACCUCGGUCCCAUCUCCACCGGCCACCUCGGUUUCUUCCUCGUCCCACUCUACCUGUGGCUGGAGUUUCUCCCAACGUGCCCACUGGCCUUCCCUCAACGCCCUGUGUUGUAGGUUCCGGGUCACCAUGUCCCACACGAACCGCACGUAUUUCUCCUCUGGAUUGGGUCCGUAAAACUUCAGGUGCAACCCUACCAUCGUGCCAAACUCUAGUACGGAGUAGCUAUACGCCAUGCUUGCUGUAGCCACUGCUGGUUCCAUUAUGUUGCUGAAGAUAAGGACGCUGCACAACUCCACACGUUACCGGUGUCUCCGAGCUGCUUCUCCUCGCACUAGGAUGCCAUCCCACCGCUUGCCACCAAUGUAACGGAUCACCUGGCACCCCGACUGGGUACCUCCGUUGAAAGAUGCUCCUAGCGCUUCCAGAGGACUCCAAGCACUCCACCAGACACCAUAAGCACCGCAGGCUGCAGCUAUCUCCUUUCAGAACGAAGCAGGAACAAGCUCUUACAAGAGCUCAGUGAUUAUAGCAAGGGAAUAUGCCUAGCAUAGCAAUCCCUUGUAGCAGAUUCCCCCAAUAAGAGACAGGACUCAAGUUGAGGGUAAAAAUAGAACUCUCUCUGGCUGCUAGCUUGCAGCCCUUUUUAUUAGGUGCUCCCAUGAAGGGGAGGGACACACACAGUAACAUACAUUAACCAAUCACACAAUAGUUACAUCCCACACAUAGCCCUCCCCUCUACCUGUAAACUAAUUAUCUGUACACACAGGUAAAUACAAUUAUCAUAGGUAGGGAAAAUACAGUUUUUACACAACAUUCAUAACUCCCAAAAUAUACAUCACAUUCGCAUAAAAAUACAUAUUCACAAUCAAUCCAUUCAGGGGAACAACAUAUUAAAAAAUGGCAUGAAUCAGACCAGGGGUUCAAAAGUUAGUAAAAGUAUCUUUUGUUCCCCCUGGCUCAAACAGUAAAAGUAAAACAUCCCCACAAUGCAUCCUGGCUUCCUCCCUUCUGCCCUGGAGAUAAUUGGAGAAGGAAUCUAAUUAUCUCCAAAGACAGAGCCAAACUCCAUUACCCACAUGGCAGACAAAAAGACAGUAAAAGACAUAAAAUUACAUACUGACACAUUUAGUACAUAAAACACACAUUUCUACAUAUCCCCAGAUAGCUUGGAUCUGACUGCACAUUAUUAGAGGAAUGGCACUCAGAUCACACGAAUAAGCCUUUCUGCAGGGAAAAUAAACAGUUUAACCUGCAGGGCCAUAGUCCAAAGGCAAGAGGCGGGCAAGCAGCCCCCUCCAAGGACACGUGGCGAGGUCGGUUUCGCCACACUGCGUAUUAACAUUCUUAGCAUACCUGUACAUGGGUCCUGGCCCUGAUCAUGUACAGCUCUUGUCCCAUAUAUGGUCAAAUGGCUCUGAGGCAUUUCCGAGAUCGUCUGCCACAAUAUGACUAUUUAUGCUAAUACAGCAGGCAGAUUCCCACAUCACAUUAACCCCCCAAACCUGUCACACUCACCCCCUUCAACCAUGCCAACUCAUCUCCCAUUGCUCUACCACACUCACCAUAUCACAUUAACCCCCAAUCCCGUCACACUCACCUUCUCUCUCACUGUCACACUCCUCUUCCAUCUGUCAGGAACGUUUGGGAAUCCUACACACAGAAUGAAAAUACUAGUAAUGUAUACCGGACCUUAGGAUGGCCGGACUAACACUACACACACAAAGAAUAGUCAAAUAGUACCAGAAAUCAGUCAAGGGUACCAGAAAUCAGGAUCAACAAUAAUGCAAUAGCCGGGGUCAAAGGAACACAGAAGGAAGAAUAGUCAAACAUAGCCAAAGUCAGAAUACAAGAAUACCAAUACAGAAUACGCGCUCUUGGGUCAAACAAGAACUACAACAGUGCAAUGAGUCUCUCCCUGGUUUCUCUUUAAAUACUGUGUUCACUUAAAUAACCACGCCCCCAAAACGUUCUCGUUCGAACACCUUGGAUGGUUAUGGUAUUCUUAGCGUCAUGAUGUCGGCGCUCAUUAGCCGCCUCAUAAAAGGAGGCGGUUUAUCGUGGCUGGCGUGAGAAUCGCUAGGCACAAGCAGAAAGUUAAGAGUGUUCCCAGUACCCUGUAAAGAGAUGCCAGCCUGUGACAUGCCCCUGACUGAUACACAAGGUAUAUAUACACAAGAAAAAACAAACAAACCAAUGCCCAUGUAACGGAAAAGUGAAAAUACAGCACUUAUCUGAAUAGAUAGUGGUAACAGCUUCCUCCAGGGAUAUCCCAGCAAUAAUCCCUUAAAUACUGUGUAGAUAUAUACAAAAGGAGGAUACAGCAAAAUAAUAGUGUAACACUGUUUAGUGAAAUAUAAAUGCGCUGUGUAAAGUAUAACUCACAAGAUAGAUGAAUACAGAGUUAUACUCUACACAGCGCAUUUAUAUUUCACUAGUGUUACACUAUUAUUUUGUUUUAUAUUUCUUUUGUAGAUCCGCAGCUGUAUCCUCAUUUUGUAUAUAUCUGAUACACAAGGUAACCUGACACCAUCACUUUGUGACAGUCACCCCCUUCAUCCUGCUACACUCACCCUUUUAAAAUAACCCCGUAAUCCUGACACACUAAUUUUACCCAAUCAAGCAACACACCCUGUCACAUAAAUCCCCUCCUAACCCUGUCAUGCUCACCUCACCCUGUCACAUUUCCUCCCCAAACCAUACUACAUUCACCCCAAACCUGUAAUAUUGACCCCCCAAAAAAUGCCACACUCACUUGUCACAUUAACCCCCUAAUCCUGUCACACUUACCUCCCCGCUCCCUGAUACAUUCACUCCUCAUUUAUGUCACACUCACAUCACCAACCAUGCCACACUCACCCUGUCACAUUAACCUCUCCUAAUCCUAUCACACUUACCUCCCCUCUCCCUGAAACAUUCACUCCUCCAACCAUGCCACACUUACCCCCCAACCCUGACACAUGCACCCACACUCACUCUGUCACACUCACACCCUAAUCCUGUUUCAUUCACCUCUCUCGUCCUUUCACACUCACCCUGCCACAUUUACCCCUUUACCCACCCUGUCACAGUCACCCCCUCAAGACAGUCAUCAUACACACACAGUCGUGAAACAUAGGUUUGCCAUGAACACAGUGCACAAAGUCCACAGGCAGUUCCCUAUAGAAACAACACACUGCAAGGAGUUACCCCACACACAGCCUCAAACACAGACAUACAUUUGCUCACAGAGACAUACAUUCAAACACUCUCAGGCUAAUACACAGGUAGACAAUGCCAGACAUUUUCAGAAAUACACACAGCCCAAUACACAGUCGUAAACUGCCCCCACAGUACUUACAUGUGUCAGAUUAACUGGCAAUUUAACUGCACACAAAACUUGCCUGCCGCCAGAGUGUCACUUUGCCCCACAGAACAUGCUGUGAGCAAACGUUCUGUGGCAUUUAUUAAUUGUCAAACUUACUGUGGUAUUUAGUAAUGAGCAACUUGCUUGGCAUGUGUUUAAUGGGCAAACUGACAGUGGUAUAUUUUUUAAAGGAAAACUGCCUAUGGCAUUUUCUGUGGGGCAAAGUGACACUGUGGCAGCAGGCAAGUUUUGUGUGCAGUUAAAUUGCCAGUUAAUCUGACACAUGUAAUACUGUGUGGGCAGUGUGACACUGUGGCAAGCUAUGUGGGGACAGGGUGACCCUUUUGCAGCUGCAGGGGAUGGGGGGGGGGCACUGCGCCUUUUUGGAAAGUGUGCUGGUGCAUUGUGAUGCUGUGGCCAAAUAAUUUGGUUGUGCUGCGGAAUUCAUGGCAGAGCCGGGCUCAUUCUCCAGGCCUCCGAAAAUGGAGCGCCAAGAGGAACCCUGUCACAGGGGGCCCAGAAGGGCAGAGCAGGCACCUGCUUACCUUGACGGCAGUUGCCUGCUCUGCCGAUAAAUAUCGGUGACCAGAUGAGCCAGGAGAAGGCAGGUGGCGAGAGAGGCCCUCCUUGCAGCUUCCCACUCCUCCCUCACGUGCCCUCUCACGUGAUGCCGGGAGCCAGAAUAUAACGUCAUUCCGGCCCAGGCACACUAAAAAGCACACUGGAGGAGUGAAGAGCUGCCCGCACUGGACCCCAGGGAGGCUGGAUGGGACUCAAAAAAUAAAAUUGGGUGAGUCUGUGUGUCAGUGAGCGUGUGAGUGUUUGACUGUCAGUGAGUGAGUGUCUGUGUGUGUCUGUCAGUGAGUGAGUGACACGAGGGGGCGGCAAAAUGGAUCUUUGCCUAGAGUGGCAGAAAUUCUUGCACUGGCCCUGCUAACUUGCCUGCUGCUGCGAUUGCUCAUGGCUGCACAGCCAGAUACAAAAGUGUAAAAAAAAUCUAUGUUUUGCACUGUCUGAGUACAGGGACAGCAUCUAUGCACCGACACAACUUCAUUAAGGUUUAGUGGUUUUGUAGAUUAGAUUGUCCCUUUAACUGACUGUCAUUUGUUUUUUUUUAAUCUCAGUGUCUUUACCAGGAGAUCUUAUUCUUUGUGCUUUUUUUUUUUUUUUUUGAAAAAGUAACUGUGCCUUUUUUUGAGCACAUAAAAAUGCUCAAGCACAGUAGUUCCUCUCUACAUACCCUAACAGCCGUCCAAUAUUUCUUCAUGCUCAUAGCUGGCUAGCUGGAAAAUCAACAUUGUGUGUAAAAUCAACAUUUUAAACUAUGACUACUGUAUUUGUAUUCACUAGGAGUUCAGAAAGUCACAGUAGGAAGUUAUUUUGGCUGACCUCAGCAUAGGUACCAGGGUUUCAUAAAUACUGUUUAUUACAGAAUAGAAAAAAAGAGCUUAAUUCGCUAAACAGACUUGUGAGUUGGCCAACUUUUGUAUUCUUACAUGUUGCAACCAAAAUUGUUAAAUCACUGUUUAGUGAGUAAAGGAACACGCCGAGCUCUGUAGCAACUAUAGCACACUGAGUUUAUCUCUAUCAGGCAGUCAGCACAGUCCUCUUUCAUGCUGUGUGCAUGGGUGUGCAGGGGGACGUAGGUAUGUUGUCGAUGAUCUUAAAGGGAUACUGUAGUACCAGGAAUACAAAGCUGUAUUCCUGGCACUACUGCUCCCCCUGCCUUCCCCCCUUCCUUCCCCCCCACCCCCCAUCUGUAAAUAAAAGGUUAAAAACCCUUUAUUUACUUACCUUUUCUCAGCACCGAUGUCCCUCAGCGCUUGGGCAAAGCUCCACCCCCUCCUCUGUCCCGUGACAAGCGGGGUCUAAUGCACAUGUGUGCCAAAUGCAGAGCGCGCCUUAGACCUUCCCAUAGGAAAACAUUGAAUCAAUUGAGACUUAGAGCUGCAAUGUAAACAUUGCUGGUCAGUGCACCCAGAACACUUCAAUUAGCUGAAGUGGUCUGUGUGCCUACAGUGUCCCUUUAAAUGGUUUGACAAAUUUCUCUGGGAGGGCACUUUGGCACCAUGACCACUACAGGGGUUGUUGUGGUUAUAGUGCUUGGAUUUUUCCCUUAAAGUACUUUUUAUUUUUUUUAUUUACCCGUUGUCUGCAACUUAAUAAAUAAUAACAAUGCAACAUGUCCAGAGUGAAAGUUGAUUUUCUUCGCCCCCAUAAUAUAUAUCUGUGCUGCUUGUUAGAACCAAAUAUUUUAUUUGACUUAAUCAGUUUUGGACUGAUAAUAUACUUACUAGUGCAACACAUAAAGAGUUCUAAAUGUGUAGACUAAAGCAUUCAAAGCAUAUUUUUUUUCUUAAUUUAAUAAAAAGAGCAUCUAAAUUAAUCUAUAAAAUGUAAGACAAUUCUACCUGAAAGGUGCACCUCAAAUAGUUCCCAAAAAACAAAUAUUUAGGAAGUGGGAAUCUGCAGUCAGAAACCUAUAUUUCCACAGCACCUUUUGGACCCUUGAAACUAUAUAUCCUGCAAUUGAAAAGUUCCUCCUUCAUAUCCAAUGAUGGGAAUUAUGGUCUUGAUUUAAUAAGUGGUAUAAAUGCCUGCACUACUGCUGAAUUCAGUUGUGUUUCGAAGUAAGUUUAAAGGUACAUCAUAUUUAAUAUCACAACUUGUAGGCUGGCUUCUGACAAUAACUGAACUCACCCAAUGGAUCAAUUUCCCUGCGGAAGUACCUAUAUGGUAAGGCACCCAGGAAAUAGCAGACAUAAGCCUAUAAAUUAUAGCUGCAGACGGAUAAACUUUCAGUGUUUAUAUCUAUAAACAGCCAAGACAUCAAAAAACACAAAAAUACACACGUGCUUAGUUCUACCAGACACUACAUAUGCCAAACAUCAACAUGCGCACCUGGAGCAGUGUAAUUGUGUUCUCUGGAGUGAUGGAUCAUGCUUCACUAUCUGGCAAUCUAUUGGAAGAAUCUGUAAUAAAAUGUUUCAUUCCGUUUCCAGUUUGGGUAAAGUCCAGCUAAGUGUGCUAAAUGUUUUGGGCUUUUGGGAAGAAAUGUACUAAAUGACGAACAGGCAGUUUCCAACCUGAAUGUUAUUAAAAAUGUCAGAAAUGGGACAAGAUUCAGGCAAAAAUAUGAUAUUGACAGCAAAUCUACACAAUUGGGAAAGAUUGUGCAAGUUGUUUUGCUGCUAAUAUUCAAUACUUUACCUGUCAUGAAUCAUUACUAAAGCCAAAUGGCCAAUGUUAGAACGUUUUCAUGUUAUGACUCCCUAACCCUCUGCUGCAAAGGAUUACUGAAGGCAUGGUCAAUCACCUGUAUUUUUUUACACAGAUGAGCAUCAUUCUGUACAGUAAUUCCAGCACUAACGAGCAAGGCGCCGUUAAUGUGCAUGAGAUCAUUUGCUGGAGAUUACGAGGAGCUGUUUGUGAGUCACUAACCAACGGUCAACACUCGAAUCCUUUUAACUUCACUAAUUUGCGUUCUUAUUUAACCAUGAAACAUUUUGAUCUAAGCAUUAGGCUGCAUCUGUUACAGCCUGUCACUUUCUGACCCGUGAUUAAUUCUGAAUUAGUCAUGCUGUGGGCAAUAUGUGAACUGUGUACUUGUAAGACUUUUAGGGGCAGAAACUCCUGAAUUAUAAUACACAAUUAAUUACACUCUCCAGUAUUUGUUUUUAAAAACUUUUGCAUUUUGCUAUAAUAUUUUAUGAUUCAUUUUUUUUAAACUUGCUUUGCAAGAACAACAAUGAUGGUAGAUAAAGCUAAAUGAUGAAUUAACUUUAUCAAAUUUGGUUACUUUCAUUCAACUCAAUUCUCUCCUGUUCAGAUUUAACUGUUUUCCUCUUCCAACUAAACUGAAUCCACAUUGAGCCAAACUGAUUCCCAUUAUGAGUAGUGAAAUGUGUUGCAUUCAGUUAAAUCAGCUAGACUGUGACAACCAUACUGCACUCACAUGGCAUUUGGCAUUUAGUGUAGAAACCAACAGUUUUAGAUCAAGCAUGUCAAACUCACGGCCCACAAUGAAUAUUUUUGCGGCCCGGCGAGCCGCGAGUUUGCCAUGCUUACUAAGGCAGACCAGCCACCUGCUCUCCUUACAUUGCAGGUGCUUACUCUGCCAAAAUUACCAGGAAGGUAGGAGAGGUCCCUUGCGGCAGUGAGGGAGGUCAGGCUUCCUGCUCCUCACUGCUCCCUCACACGCGCCCUCUGUGAUGCCGGGUGCCGGAAUAAGACGUCAUUCCGGCACCCUGCAUGACUAAACUAGUGAAGACUGAGGUAAGGAGAGAAGAUCAGGGAGAGGCCCCACACCAGCUACCAAAGGUAGGGAGCAAUAAAUAAAAUGGUGCAAGAAUGUGUAAAUGUGUGUGUCUGUCAGUGUGUGUGUGUGUGUGUGUGUGUGUAUGUCAGUCAGUCAGUGUGUGUAUGUCUGUCAGAGAGUGUGUGUGUGUGUCUGUCGGUGUUGCGAUGGCUGCAGCUGGACAGUGGAGGACCAGGAUGUGCGCGGAGGCACACAGCACCACGUCACAUUCUGACGUGACUUCAACAAGCUCCACCUUCACAGGUUUUCAAGGAGGAGCAGGAGGAUCCGUUUGGCCCAAGAUGCGGACGGCGCCAUUCUUGCGGGUAUAACAGAGGCUGGCUGAGAAAGGUGAUAGGGGCUGAGGGAGGGGGACAGGGGCUGACUAAGAGGACAGGGGCUGAGGAGGGGGAUAAAAAACAAAAACAAAAGUGUAUUCCCCCCUUCCAGUAACGGGUGGGCAGCAGCAACCAGCAUACAGCAGCAGUCAGUGAGUUCGGCCGGCCUCUCCUGAUGAUGUCAGGAGGAGGGGGCGUGGCUUCCUCUGCUCUUCCCCCAGACUCCCCAGAGGUCCUGUGAGAAGAGCAGUGAAAGUCACGCCCCCUCCUCCUGACAUCAUCAGGAGAGGCCGGCCAACUACACUGACUGCAGGCUGCAGGGAGAGAGAGGUAAGUUAAAAAUCAGAGUCCCCAGCCAGAGGCAGGGCCGGAGCCAGAAGCAGGGGGUUCAGAUUUAUUUUUAUUUAUUUUUUGAUGCAUGCGGGCGGUCCUGGGUUAAGGGCGACCUGGGGGGCAAUUGCCUCCCUGUCCCAGCCCGCCCCUGCAUUACAGUGCUUGGAGUGUUCCUUAAUGCUGGUGACAGAAAUAAAACUUAUAACCACUGACUGUCGCAGUUGAUGCAUUUCUUUUUUUUUCUGUGCUAAGUUCCCCAGCUCACGGUUCUUCUCCCUCUUUGUUUUAUUUUCUAAAAGUAUCAGUUUCAAUAGAAAUCAGCACUUUUAUAUAUGAACACUAAAACACCAUCCUGGCUGGCUGACAGAUGGAGGUUGUUUCUUCCUGGUUGUUUAGCCCUGUAGAGCGAUUACGUGGCCGAAACUGUUUGGUGAGCUGUAAUACAUCUAAUUGAAAGUCAGAUUGGACAACAAUGUGCACAUGCGACUGGUUGGCAAGGCUUCUCUAUAAGAAACCUUUGAUUGGAUACUCUGCAUCAAAAAACAAGCAUUUUGUCUUUGGGGUAUAUCUACUAAACUGUUAAAUAAGUUUUUUUCAUUGUGUGUUCCUUUAAACGUUUUUCAUGCUCUAUUUUCUUUUAAAUUAAUAUUAACAGAACUCUUUAAGCACCAUAACAACUACAGUGUGAUUGAAGGGAUGGGUGGCUGCACUUGUACUUUUGAAAGAUUGCAUGUAGAGGGCGCCACCCACUUGUGUUUUGUGUUUUUUGUAUUUGUAUUGAUUUGGUGGAAUUGAGUGAUUAAUUUCCCCAGAGGGAUUGGUGGCACCUUGUUAGCGCCAUUACAGGUUGCACAUUAUUUUUUCUAUACUGUCUGCAUGAUUGCUUGCCUUAAAGGACCUCCAUAUGGCUAUUUCUACAAUGCCAUUACAGAACCAUCAAACAAUAGUCUGGUCUUGCCAAUCCCAAUAAGAAAUGACAGCACUUUGUGAUGGCUGUCAUAUCCAAUGCAAAAAAAGUGUAUAAGUUGGGGCAAAGUUGGCAGCCAUCACCAACAGGUUAAUAAAAGCACAGUUUGAUUUAUUAUUAUAAUUUUAUUCAUCUCAUUAGCAAAUAUGAUAUAAACAAUUUGAGUGCUGAAGUGGUCAUCAAAGCAAUGCACACAAGAUUAAAGAUGCCAAAUUUUUAGAUAUUUGUAAAAAGUUGAUCUUCAUUUGAGUAAGCCAGGGAGUUUUUCGGUCUGUGAUUUACUUAGUGCAAUGAAUGUUUAUAUUCCUCCAAUUUAGAGAUGGGUCGGACCACUCCCAAGAGGCAGAGGCAUGAGUCAUUCUUCCACCCUUCUUUAACUCUUGCAUGCAAGUUGUGAAAUUCCUGAGGUUUGUUUUGGUCGUAUUUACCACAUUUUAUUGCUUUGUUGAAGGGAGAACUAAUUCAGUAAAUCUAUAGUGUAAUAAAUGCAUUUUGACCUUAUAACUGCAGAGUUUGGCAAACAGACAAAAUGGACACGAGAAAACUAUUAGAGCUCUGUGGGGUGCUCUGAAAAAAAUGAGUGAAAAUAUUUAAAAGUACUCGUGGUUCUAAAGGAUGCUGAUGCUGUUAUCCUUUUUUUUCCAGUGAAUUGUGCCUCUGAUUCAGUGAACCAUUAUAAAGUCUAAGCCCCCACCAGCUGUGAACCGCAAGCAUUACAUUUUUUACUUCUUUAUUUAUCAUCCUUUAUAUUCGCUGUGAGGAUAAAUCUUGGUGAGUGCACUUGUCUGAAUGGUCUCUAAUCAGAGAGUACUACUUGUUCUGUAAAAUGAAUACCGUAGUGUUAGGAAUACAAAUGUGUGCCCUGUCAGCCCUUUAGGUUCCUGACCCGCACCUGUAGGGUAACUUACCUCUUCUCCCUAACACCCUUAGACUCUGCUGACAUCUCACCUCUUUGACUGAGAUCUUCGAUCUUGCUUCCCAUAGGUAAGCAUUUUAGGAAAGAGCUGAUUGAAAUAGCAGCGUUUUACUCUGCUAUUUCAGCUAAAGCACCUCUAGUGGCUGGCUGUGAAAGUAGGCUUUUUUAUUUUUUAGAGGUUAGAUUUUAUUUGCUAUGCCAAGUAAAAUCAUAACUGCUUUUUAUUUGUUGUUUAUAACUUCCUUUUUUUUUUUGGAGAAGAAAAUGCUUGUUUCAGAUAUUUGUCAUUUAACUUUGGCAGGGAAGAGCCCACAUGCUUUAAAUUCUGGUGUAAUCUCUGUUUAUUUUGUGAGAAGGAUUUUGAAAUGUAUGUUUGUUUUCUUUGUCCCAGAACAGCCGAACCAGUGCCACUCCUAAACUAAUCCCAAAACCAAGAAACCCUCCUUAGCUCCUAACUAAUUUGUUUACAGCAUUAUUUAAUGUGAGGAGAAGAUUACAUUGUGUGUUUUAUUUAUUGCCACUUGCCAAUAACCAAGUAUAAUUGCUACAAUGUUUUCAAGAACUAAUUUCAGUGUCACAAAUGCACUUGCUUUAAUAAAACAUUGCAACAGUGUGUGUGUUUAUAUGUAUAUGUGUGUGUGUGUGUAUAUAUAUAUAUAUAUAUAUAUAUAUAUAUAUAUUUCCUAUUAUUAUUAUUAUUAUUAUUAUUAUUAUUAUUAUUAUUAUUAAAUACUUGUAUAUGAGAUCAGAUCUUCAUUCUUAAAAAGUAACUUACACCUUCCUUAUUAUUUAAAAUAUUGUCUUUUAUUAAAAGGUCUCUCAUAGGUAGGCAGGAGCAUUUUAUUUCUACCUUUACAAUUAAAAUACCUGUAGGUAUUCGGCAGUAGGAGCUGGAACCACAAAUAGUCAAAAUAAUCAAAAUGUUGAGGCUUAUCAACAGGGGCAUGCUGGGUGGUUUGCCUCUAUCUUUGUUGCAAAAAAAGAAGAAGAAAAUAAAAUUUGCAGGAGUGGGAAUGACUCAUAAUUAUGUGUUGGAAUAAAAGCAUGUUCUUUCUAUCAUGAUUAUACAUGCAGUUGCUAUUCCUCACGUUAUUGAUUGGUGGAGUUGUUGCCGAGAGGCUUGGCAACUAAUCAUGUGAAUAUUUUGGUUUGUGUAUAAUUUGUAUUUUGUUUUUUGUCAUUUGUAAAAAGUUUUUUAAAACACCCAUUUUCUGAUUAUAGACCCCCUCAGACACACUUUGACUACUCUAACUGGUUUUCUGAUGUGAUCCAUUGUCUUUGCAAGGGGGCUGUCAGAUCCUGCCUUACCUAAAAUACAGAUCUGCAUAUUAUCAUAGGACUGUCACUGGGCAACAUCAUCAGUUGGUGGACUUGGACCUGUUUUUAGUGUUUUUUUGUUUCCCAAAUACAUGUAUCGAUAGGUUUAUGGUUAUGAACAUCUCAAUGGGUCAGGAGUUGAGUAUUUUCGUCUAAGAGCACAGAACCAAAAAAAAGUCAGAAAGGACAGUGUCCCCACCAAUUUUAAACUUCGCUAACCACCACUGGGUGGAAAUAACAUGUAUGCCAUCACAUCAUUGCAUUAUCAUGACAUUCCAUAACAUGUUAUUAAAAAUGUCUACUCAUAUGCAGCUUGUGUACUACAUAUUGUAUAUUGAUCAAUAUCACUUCAGGUUGUGUUCUGACUGCUCCAGCAUCAAUAAAAUAUACUUCCAGUAUUCUGAAGGUUUAGUUUUCUUCUGAACAUCAUGACAUGCUGGAUGGAACACUGUUAAUUGUGGUCCUUGGCAUUGGUGAUCUACACAACAACAGAGAUCAGUAAGGCAGAACCAGCACAAAAUUCCAAAAGAUAAAAAAAAAAAAAGACGGUGUAGAUUGCGACAACGCCACCUAAGAUUACCAAAUGAUGUGGAGGGGAAGUUAGUUUUAAUUAUACUUUUGUGGGCACCACAUUUCAUUUUAUAGAAAUCAACGCUAAAUUGUUUGUAAUCAGCAUUACGCAUGUUAAGCAUUCCUAAAUGGUCAGUAUUGUCAGAACGAAGUUUAUUGUAAUGAGUGUUAUACAGAAGUAUACAGUGCACUUAUGUUAUGCUUAAGGAGUACUUCACAAUUCGUAGCCGUUAGGACAAGAUGGCUCCUAAGAAAUGGCAUCUUACAGGUUUUUAUAGGAUGAAGUUUAUUUAUUUGAACAUCUAAUUCUAAGACAUGUUGAACGUUCACCUACUUGUACUGAAAUAGUCUGUGUUGUUAGUUUAGAAUUUUAUAGUUUUUUUUUUUUUUUCUUUUUUCUUGCAGGUGACUCAGGGCAAGGAAUAAAGUCAUGGAUCAGGGAAAUCUUAAAGCAAGAUCUUGCGUUUGAACACAUAAAGGUUAUAUUCCCAACCGCUCCAUCCCAGUAAGUUUCAUCAGUAACAUUGUAUUUACUUUGGUUUUAUAAUGGUAUGUUCUAAAAGUUGUACAUUUUUGUUUUCUUUUUUAAAGCCACAAAUGAUCAAAUAUGACAGAAAAACUUACUUUUUGGUACCAUUUGGCUACUACAAUAAAUUAGUUUAAAUUAAAUACUUAAAUCUCUACACUCAAUCCUCUGCCAAAUUAAAAUGAGAAAAAAAAGGUAACAGUGACCACUAAUCACUUGAGAUCGAUCUUAUAAUGAAGCCCCUCUUUAUAUAAUUAAAGGAGAUGCUAAUUUUUUUUUUCCUCAUUCCACUUAGUUGUUUUGUAAAUCAUAAACAUGCCUCAUUGCAGGGGAUCAAGUUUGUGAUGUAUAUUAAAGCAUACUACAGCCAGGGCCGGUGUUCCAUCAAAGUUCCCUACUUGUGAAAAUCCCCUACCUUCGUCACUUCCGGUGAGGGAAAUCCGCUGGAUCCUGUGCUGCACAUGCGUGCUAGCACACCUGCUACUCUUCCAGAGCAAGGUCCCGGAAGGUAAGUAAAGCUAGUUUUACACUUUCAUUAUAGUUAGUGCAUUCACUAAGCUUAGGCACACGGGACAUUUAGGGUGAAGUGAGAGUUCAAAUUAGGGUUAGGUAAGUUAUUUUAAACUCUCUCACACUCUUUUCUAACCCUAACCGUUGGGGUAAGGGUUAAAAUAAAGUGUGAAAAAUCCCUUAACCUAACUCUAAUUUUAACCCUGACAUCACCCCUAAAUGUCCCAUGUCCUAAGCUUAGUGAAUGCACUAACUAUAAUGAAAGUGUAAAACUAGCUUUACUUACCUUCCAGGACCUUGCUGUGGAAGAGUAGCAGGUGUGCUAGCACGCAUGUGCAGCACAGGAUCAAACAGAUUUCCCUCACCGGCCAGGGAUUUUGAUGGAACACUGGCCCAAGACAGUGUGCUGCUUGGGUCCAAAACCACACCCACCAAAACAUGCCCACAUCCGUCAUGUUACAUCAUGAUAAUUAAACUUAAAGGGAUACUAUAGUCACCAGAACCACUACAGCUUAAUACAAUGGUUCUGGUGUCUAUAGCCUGUCCCUGAAUGCUUUUUAAAAAGCAUUCAGCGAGCCACUAGAGGUGCUUCCAGGGUCAAUUGAUUUUAUGCAUCUCUUUGAGAAGAUGCUAACUGGGACAGCGUGGCAUUUUGCCGCACAUGCACAAUAGCCUCCCAAUGCUUUCCUAUGGAAAAGCAUUGCAUUGGUUGAGACAAUCCAAGGAGGCAGAGGACUUCAAGCAAAAACUACUUGGAAAUAAGUCAUUAAACUUCACAUGUAUCAUAUUAAAGCAAGGCUAACACCUUAAAAAUAAGUAUUGUAGUACUAUGAAGUGCCUAGUAAUGUUGCACUUAAGGUGUAGCAAAAAGUAGAAUGCUUUGUCAUAAUCUAUUGACCAUAUAUUUGCAGUUCUCUAAUCAAAGAGAAUGUCAGAUUAAUAACAGAAAUUGAUGUAUCAGAAACAAUGUGAUACACUGAUGCACUGCCUUCCAAUGAAGUAACAAAAUCUCUGAAAUUUAAAUGGUAAAUUGUGAAUUAAAGCAAAAACAAAGUUCUAAACUGCAUAUUUGACAGCAAUAGGACAUGGAGCAGUUACUUCUUCAGAGUGUCUCAGAGUGAGCAAAGUAAAACGAUUCCACCAGAGAACAGUUGCAAAGUAUAGGAAAAUUUGUGUCCUGCACUAUUUCACUUCCCCUUUAAUUAACUAUUAUCUUUAAAACUUACAGUAACUUCUCCAGAGUAUCUCAGAGUGAAGCAGUGUUAAACAAUUCUACCAGAGAACAGUUGCAAAGUACAGGAAAGAUUGUGCCCUGCACUAUUACACUUCCCCUUGAAUGAACAGGAGUAUCAGUAAUCCAGUUAAUUCAGACAGUUUUACUGAGCCUAGCCACUAUCUCCGAGAUAGACCAGAUAUAACUACUGAUAAGUAUAACUUUGUGAAAGUGCUUUCAUGACUUAAUGUUAGAAGGGUUAUCCCUUUAUUAUUAGGAGUUCCUGGAUUGUCCUCUGAGAGAUCACUUAUAUUAUGAAACUCUUUUUCAUGUUCUUUUAGUAACACACACACAAACUGCUAAAGUCACACGCAAACUGCCUAAUAUGUGUGUGCGCGCGCACGCACACACACACACACUCUCAUUCACAACAGACAUACACUGUAUAAUGCAUACACAAACAAAUUACCUAAUACACACACUCACACUAAGCAGCCCUCCCUCAUUUCUUAUCUACUUACUGGGGGGCCGAAAGCACAGAAAGGAGCACAUUGUAGGUACCGAGCAGCUCCUGGAAGUUGCUCCUUCGCGGGGUCCUGAUCUUAAGAAGGUAUGGGCUGUCCAUAUCCUGCCUGCUCCUCACUCAAACCCCACCCAUAUGUGCUCGUGUGGGGGCGCUCCAGACAGACCGUAAACCUGCUGAGAGUGCCCACUCUACCUAACUGAAGCUGGCAACAUAGAAAUCAGACGUUUGCUCAUGGGAGUAGUGUGAUACACACAGUAUAAGGACUUGCAGGUGGAGCAAAAUGUCACCUCUGUAAAAGUGCCGCCUGGAGUCAUGGUCCCACUGGGACCUAUGCACAGGCCGGCCCUGACUACAGCCAAAGGUCCCAAGCACAUUGCAUCUGAGAGAGCAGCAUAUGAAGAAAAUAACUAUUCAUGUAUUAUGUAAAUGAUGAAAGCUGAUUGUUUGUUGCAGGAAUAUAACAAGGCUACUAACCUAGCUCUCAUUGUUUCCUGUUUCCACACAUCCCACGUGUCUCUAAACAGUGUUUGACUUAUUGAACAAAAUAUUGACUGUGUUUGCAUGCUUAAUUACAACUGGCUAUCUUUUCAAUUGAACCAUAAAUGUUCACUUGGUUAAUGCACCUGCUAUAAUUUCUGUUCAAACCUCAGUUGCACAGAUCCCAUUCCUUCAGGUUUCAUUCCAACUGAAUGUUAAUUAACCCCUUAAGGACCAAACUUCUGAAAUAAAAGGGAAUCAUGACAUGUCACACAUAUCAUGUGUCCUUAAGGGGUUAAAGGAAGUAUCAUCACUUCAGUCACAUCCACAGAGUAACUGAUAAGAAGAAACCCUAAACCGCAUGCAAAGGUGUCCACCUGAGUAUGGCUUAUCAAAUACAGUAAUAUUAUAGGUCAGCAAAGGGAAAUUGAAACCCUCAUUGCCCAGACAUCCACAGAUGCCUCACAUAGCAGAUAUCCGAUAAUAAUAAUUUAAUCAGGUCCUGACUGGAAUAUAGAGACGCAAUUUUUUUUUUUUUUCAAUCUGUUUCUGGGCAAAGAAUUAAUCAGUUCAAAAUCUAACUUUGUAUAGCCUUUGUUAAAGGGAUUGUUUUAAUAAAAUGUUACCAUUUAUUUUUAAUCCAUGAAAAAUAUUGACAAAAAAUAAAUUAAACAUUUUAAAAACCAAAACAACUAUUUACACACUAGGAUGGGACACUUCAAUCAGAAUCGUUCACUGAUCUUAUUCCAUAAUCUCUGUCCAUCAAUAGUUUAUUUCCAAGGAGCAGUGCCAUUCAUUACUUGCAUUUUGUUUUACUAUUACCAAAGGAGAGGAGGCAAAGUGAUUGACAUAUAUUAGUUAAAACGCCUUAAAAGCUGCUGGACUGUUUUAAAGAGCAGGUAGUAGGAAAUAUGUAAAAGCACCAAGGUAUGUAUUGUAGCAUUCCUCUUACAUAUGUUAAGAACUACAAACUUUACAUGUGGGUGAUGCUAAAACCGUUGUGUACAUUGUUAAAACACAUUUUGCACCAAUGUGUUUGACCUAGUAUUAAAAACGUACUCUUUCUUUCAGUAUUAAUAUAAAUUCUUGAGUCAAACCAGCACUAUUUCUGGUUCUUUUCUUCCCAAAAGUGAGGAAAGAAAAGUCAACAUAUUGGGUUUUUUAGACCGACAUUAGUUUUUGGUAUUAGCACUUACUGUUACGAAAUGCCGUGUCUUACUUCCAGCUGCCUGCAUCAGCGUUGUACAAAAUAUGCAGGCACUGGUGGGAGCUGAAAUGGGAUGUUGGCCACGGGUUUCCCUUAUGACUUUUAUUGCUGGUAAGAGCCAGAGGGCCAUAAAAGUGUGAACUCAAGGCCAAAAACUGCCAGUAACUUGCAAAAAUGGUCUAAGCCAAAUUCCUAUAUCCAGUUACCAGCAAGAGAGAUAUUAAUCACUCAAUUUACUCUAAAGAACACAGAAUGGUGUUGCUUAGCUGUUUUUACCGUAGACACAUGGCACAGACAUUAUAAAGUGCGUAGAACCUCUAACUGAGAAUUCAAUGCAUUUGAAAUUACAUUUUGUCCAAACAUGCUACAUAUUGUUGCCAAUAAUGUUGAGGUUUAUCAACAUAUGUCUGGAAGUAUAAUCCAGAUAUUUUGGGAAGGUUAUAAUCCACAAUUUAUACCACAACUUUGUUUAAACUGUUUUUGUUUAAAUGUUCUUAUAGUUUAUUAAUAAUUAGAAUUCUUCAGUAUUUAAAUGUUUUCAUUUUUUUAAAGACUUAAUGUGAUGACCAUUUUAACAUAACCUACAGGAGUUGUAUUUUCCAUAAUGACUGUAAAUCUGUUGACAAAUCAUUGUUGGAAUUGUUGUUGAACAAAUGUGUUCUGUUUUAUAAUAGUUGUUAAAAACAUUUAAAAAAUACACACAAAAAAAAAACCAUAGUACUGUAUUAGAAAACUGAUAUUAACACUGGACGGGGGCAAUAAACAGGCCCAAGCACAUUCUGCACUUUUCUCCAAAUGUACCAUAGUCCCAGGCACAUUUUGCACCCCUAUUUUACCUUUCCUCAGUGAUGUACUAGGGAUGAGUAUAUUGUUUGUUUUUUUGUUUUUUUUAACAAUCUACUCCUAGAGCUAUAAAUUACAGUGGUGCUUGAUCAACACCAUAUUAUACCUCCCUAAAUUAGGAAAUAUGAAAUUGGGACAGGGUGGGCAGCCCACUAUGGAUGUUUGGUUGCUUGUGACACCUUUCACAUUACUAAUUGCCUGUAAAGGGAUGGAUUGGAUCCAAAAGGGAGGUGUGUUUACCUGGCAUAAAUAUGCACCAGACUGACCACUCAUGGCUGCCGAUGGGCAGAGUGCUCUUCCCAUUGUCAGUUUGCAAAGCACGAGUUUAUCAAAUGAUGCAUUCACACUGAGCUUUCUGGGAAGCUGGUCCCAAGUGUGCCUACAAAACACGGCACCAGAGACCAAAUGCAUCCAAAAUUCUGUUCUGUCCUGCCUAAAGCAGGACGGUUGGGAGGGAACGCCAUAUAUGGGAACUGUAGGUGCCUAUGCUGUUUCCUGCACCAUCUUCUGUGAUCAUGUAGUUUCAGCUAAUAUUGUGAAGCCUUGUAUGGUAGCAGAGGCAUAACUAGAAUCCACCAGGUCCCAGUUGCGAAAAUUGCCAUGGGCUGCUCUAUCCCAUGUGUCUCAUUCCCGCCCCCCCUCUGCCGUUGUCUCACUCACUCUCCCUUCACCGGUGCCUCAUUCCCCCUGGUGUCUCAUUCCCUCGACCCCAAAGCCCCUCCAUGUGUCCCAUUCCCUCUGCCCCACAGCCCCUCCAUGGGUCCCAUUCCCUCAGCCCCUCCAUGUUUACCAUACCCUCCUUCCUCCCAGCCCCUCCAUGUGUCCAAUUUCUCCCUCUCUCCCCCUCUCCUCCAUGUGUCCCAUUCCUCCCUCCCUCUCUCCCCCUCCUCUCCAUGUGUUCCAUUCCUCCCUUUCUCCUCCCUUUAUUCCCUGUGUCCCAUUCUUCCCUCUCUCCUCCUCCCCUCCCUUCCAUGUGUCCAAUACCCUCCCUCUCCCCCCCAUGUGUCCCAUACCCUCCCUCUCCCCCAUGUGUCCCAUUCCUACCCCUCCCCCCCCCUCCUGUACCUGGUUGGCCGCGGUUCCCGGUUUAACAGGAAGUGCUCUCAAAGUGAGCACUUCCUGUCAGACUGCUCGGCCACACUACACCCUGUUCCAAAUUAUUAUGCAAAUUAUAUUUUUCUCAUUUACCUAAAUAAUUGAUGUUAAUAACAGUCAGUAUAAUUCUCAUGUUAUCAACUAUUAAGAGUACAAUUCAAAUUUUAUUUAACAAACCUCCUAAUGAUAACAGUAUUUCUUUUAAACAUAAAAAAACUUGCACUGCACUGUUCCAAAUUAUUACGCACAUUAAGUUUGAAAACACUUUAUAGGUUGUAAAGAACUGAAAAUUGUCAUUUGUUGUGUUUGCAGCAUAUUUACUGAAAUCAAAAGCUAUUUCAAUCAAACUUAUAACAACAUUUUAACUUUUUAAACAUUUUAACAGGUCACGUUACAUUUAACAUAGGACCCCUUAUUUGAUAGCAGCUUCACAAGUCUUGCAUCCAUUGAACUUGUGAGUUUUUGACAGUUUCUGCAUGAAUUUGUUUGGAAGAUGUCAGAAUAGCCUCCCAGAGCUGCUGUUUGGAUGUAAACUGCCUCCCACCCUCAUAGAUCUUUUGCUUGAGGAUGCUCCAAAGGUUCUCAAUAGGACUGAGGUCAGGGUAGGAUGGAGGCCACACCAUGACUUAAAAACUGCAACCUGAGAUACCUGAGAUCUGUUCAGAAAGCAGCACAAUUAUUUGUAGCUGUAUGAAAGAGCAAACUGUGGCUAGGCAGUAAAUAACUCUGCAUGGUUCUAUGAUGUAAAUGGCAAAAUGGAGAGCUCUAUUGAUCUCCUCAGUUGGCCGUUGACUGACUGACAUAACCCGCCACUUAUUAAAAAUGAUUAUAUCUUUUCUGACUAUAUUCAGAAAAAAAGAAAAGCAUGGCCACUGAUUUUCAGUAGGACCAGAAGUGCAAAAUGUAAUCAGGCUUCUUUUAUUGACUUUCUGUUGUCCCCUGUCACUCUUAACUGACACAAAGGCCUAGCAAGUGCAAAGUAAUAUCAAACAAAAUAAAAAUGUCCCUCUCUCCUUUAAAGGUAUUGCUUAAUUCUCUACCUUAUUAUGUAUUUGUCCACCUUGGCUCAAUUUGUAAGCAGUCUAUUUAUUAAGGAGUCUAUAUCUUUUAAUUUGAUUAAAUGCUCCUGUAGUGGUUAUAGUGCUAGGAGUGCUAUGGCACAUGCCAUUGUAAGUAGUCCGUUUUAGAACUGUUUGAUGUUUGUAUCUUGGGGUUUGCCAGGUGUCACUCACUUCUUCCUCCUGCAGGCUUUAUGGAACCUGAAGCUUUAGCAGUGUUAGUAGAGAUGUCCCUUGGCACUUCCUCUAAAGUCAGCCAAUGGGUGGAAACAAAUGUGUUUUCGCUUGGCAAGCACUGUGCGCUAUAAACCUUCCCUAUAGGAAUGCAUUGACUCUAUUAUUUCCUAUGGGGUUUUUCGACACGCUCAUGCAAAGUGUAAGGACGCCCAGAGUCGUUUCACUGAGUGAAAAUCCAUGAAACUUCAGAAAGCACCUCUAGUGGCUGUCUGAUAGACAGCCACUAAAGGCAGUCUUAACACUGCAAUGUAAACAUUGUAGUUUUUCUAACAUUGCAGGGUUAAGGGAAGAGGGACACUGCACCCAGACUACUUCAAUGAGCUUAAGUGGUCUGGGUGCCACUGCCAAUAGUGUCUCUUUAAAGGGACACUCCAGGCACCCAGACCACUUCUGCCCAUUGGAGUGGUCUGGGUGCCAACUCCCAAUACUCUUAACCCUGCAAGUGUAAUUAUUGCAGUUUUUUAUAAACUGCAAUAAAUACCUUGCAGGGUUAACUCCACCUCUAGUGGCUGUCUACUAGACAGCCACUAGAAGGCACUAUCUGCUCUAUAGCACAGAAAACCUGUGCUAGAGCGUCGCUGGACGUCCUCACACUGUGUGAGGAUCUCCAGCGUCGCUCAGUUCCCCAUAGGAAAGCAUUGAAAAGCAUUUUCAAUGCUUUCCUAUGGGGAGCUCUAAUGCGCAUGUGCGGCAUUGCCGUGCAUGCGCUUUAGGUCUCCUCAGCUGGUGGGCGGGAUCAGUCUCGCCCACCGGCUGACGUAAUGCCUGGGAGGAGCGUCGGCGAGAAGAAACCACCGCAGAGGGACAGGGUCUCAGGUAGGUGAUCUGAAGGGGUUUUCACCACUUCAGCUACCGGGGGAUGGGAGGUGGGAGGGAGAGGGGACCUGCAGUGCCAGGAAAAUUGAUUGUUUCCCUUUAAAUAGCAUUUUUAUAAUUCUUCAUAAAAUGUUUCUUCCUUUUGAGAGAAGAAAUAUAAAUAUUUAAUUUGAGACCCUUGAUUUAUAGCACUAAGAAGAUAUUCUGCAGCACUGUACAGUAUGUGGACUAACAAAUAAAUAGUUACAAGACAGUUUAGGUGUACAGAAACAGAAGGUGCUGGGGGCCCUGCUCAAACAAGCUAACAUUCUAAUGGAGUAAAAUGACACAGGAGGUAAGAGUAACAUGUUUUCAUACGUGUUGGUUUCUAGAAACAUUUACAAUAAAGAUUUUUUUAUUUUUUUUAGAUUACAUCGUGCCCAUAGCUGAGCUAGAUUUUUAAAUUUUAUUUUAUUUUUCUAAUCCGCUAUUUUUGUCUAAAUUUUUCAAUUCUGUUUUCACAAGGGUAUAAUUCAAUGUUUAACAUUUUCUAUGUAGAAAUCUGACCUUAAGGAUCUUAUUUGACUUGCAUUACCUAAAUGGUGAUUAAAUGUAUGACAAACUAUCAGUUUGUUUAGAGAAAAAAAAAUUGCACAAAAUAUGAACAGUUUCUAAUGGUACUUUUCUUAAAAAAAAAAAAAAAAAAUUCUGAACACAUAAUCUUUGUCUUUGACCGAUUUCCCCCACUCAGAACAAGCUGAACAAUCCCAACUGUGACUGGGAUUCAUGAUCCUAAGCUUCGUUUACAUUUGAGGUUUUUAGAAGAAUUUUUGGCUGUACAGUUACUGAUUUGUACGAAGAUCUUUUUCUCACCAACCAAGAGUCUUCUUUCAGCAAAAUAUACUACAUUACUGUUUUUCUAGAAUUGCAAAAUGUUGUUGAUUGACUAAAAAUAGCAUUAUUAAUGCACACUAUUAAGUGUACAUGAUAUUGCUAGUCUUGAAGAACCUAAAAUAAAUCUUUGCAGAAGUGAGGUUAUUCCAUUUACAGCACUGUAGGAAGUCUGAUCUAUUUGUCCUUACUUAACUGUCAAGGUAAUAUUAUAAGGACAUUUUAUUUAAAAUCAUAUUGUAUUAUAAUUAAAAAGUGGACAAUGCUGACAAAUAUAAUAACGAAUGGUGCUAAAUAAGAGGAAUUAAAAUAAAUUGGCUUUCGGCCAAGGGCAUCCUGAAUUUUUGGUUUCGGCCCAGAAUUUUCAUUUUGGUGCAUCCCUGACAGUAACAUAAUCUAUGGAAUAAACGUAACAUACAAAGUAUUAAAAAAAAUGUAUAACCGCUAUAUGUCGAAGUACCAACAGCCACUCAAAAAGUGUGCCCUCCAAACACCAAACUAGAAAUUAAACAUACAAACAAGUAGGGUGUUGUAACAAAAAGUCUUCUCAAAAUUGGAGAUUAUACCACUUUAAUAGAUAAACCAGAAGAAAAUCCAGAUAUCUAGAAAGGAAACGAGAUCAACAAAGGGUAAUAUAGUUUAAAAAGUGUCAGCCUGCAGUCUACAGAUUACACUCUCGAGAGGUAAGAUGAAUUCAAAACAAUCAUGUAAAUUCCAACAGGAAAGUAGUGUACAAGUCUGAGGAAACAUGUAUCUUUAUAAUUUGCAAUGGAAACAAAAGGCAAAAGAUAGUGCAGAUUGGAAAAAUACAAAGAUUGUAUUUACAGAAAAGUAGUUAAAAUUCAGCAUGUCUCUGGAUAUAGCAGAUCUAUGUGAAGUGGAGUCCCGGGACAAACAAGCCCAAAGAGUCUUUUGAGGUUAAUGCUAUGCUUUUCAUCUGUGAAGACAAAACGCGUAGGAUCCUGAAGAAGUCUUCACAGACUUUUUGUUUAAUUAAACGUAACAUUUCACUUUAAAGCAUCCAGAAAUUAGCAACAAUUAAUAUUAUCUUCUAACCCCUCUCCUUUGUGUCUCAUAGACCUUCAUCAUAGACUCUCUCUCCACUUUUUUGCUAACUACUGAUAGACUUUAUUCAUGCUCACCAAAAAUAUAAUUUGUAAAAGCAAGGAAAAUUUGAUUUUAGAGAUUAGACAGAUUUUUUAAACCUUAUAAUAUCCACAAGAAAUGCAGCAGUGAUUUUCCUCAAGUGCAUUUCUUAUUUCUUGAGGGAAAAAGCAUGUAACCCUUGCAUGCAAAUGGACUGUGUAUGCCAGACACACAGCCUUCUCUGAGUUGUUUUAAAAUGUGAGAACUGUUUGUCAUGACGGUUUCUGAUCAAUGUACAUUUACUAGGCAGUAAAGAUGCAUGAACCAUCACCCAUGUAAUGAAUGGUGUUCAGAAUAAGCUUUAUGCACAUUGGUGAUGCUGUCCUGCAGCUCUUCUGUUAGCAAAAUCCACACAUUUUUCACACAAAAGUGGACAUUGUGAGCAAAACUUUUUAAACUGAUCACAAAACACGUGAAUUUCUCAUAAGUUGUUUUGCUGCUUAGAGAAUCCUUUUAAAACGAUACAUCUCUGCAUUAGGACACUCGGAUUUUACAUAGUUACAUAGGCUUUGUCAAACAUGUUUUUUUCUGUUAAUUUAAAAACUUUUCUUAUAGAAUUGUUGAAUAUUGCAUAUACCUAUACUUUUUUUUUAGCAAAGCACUGACCUAUUUCAAAGCAUUUAAAACAAUAAUACAUUUUUUGGGUGAUAAAAUUUGGUUGCUAAACUUUUAAACACAUUUCUACUCUACCCCUCAACUCCCCCAUGCUCCUCCUGGCUGUAAAUACCUUCAUAUAACUGUUCUAUCUCCAUCUCUAUUCUUCAGGCCUCAUCUCACACUCCUACUCACUCAUAGGAACAGCGAUUGUGAUUUUUUUUUUCUCUCCAAUUACCGCCCACCCACCCCAACUUCCCGCCCACCCAGGUUCCCCCUAAAUAUAUAGCAUGCUCCUCCAGCUGUUUGAGAUUCUCACUCAAUUACCUCUUCAUUCCCUUUACAUUUUACAAAUAGCUGCUUCUCUCUGUUAUCUCUUUUAGCCAUCACCUCCACAUUUCCCCUGCUACCUUUUGUCUCAAAUCCCCACGUUAUCCUUUAGAUUGUAAGCUCUUGGGCUAUCUAGCUAAGCACUUUGUAUCAAAGAGCUUUGAUGGCUAGUCAUCAUCUUACGGGCAGGGCUCUCUCUACCUCUUGUAUUUGUCUGUGCAUAUUGUACGUUUUCUCCACUAAUUGUACAGCGCUGCGAAAUCUGUUGCCACUUUAUAAAUACCAGUAAUAAAUUAAUAAAACAUCCAUAUGUUGAUACUGUACAAGGUGACUUGCAAGUAUACGAAACAAAGAGGACUAUCCAAACAUGAGCCAUAAGAGUUCACAGGUAUGUAUUUAUUUGUGUGAGAUACUUUAUAAAGUAGGUCACUGAGGGUCAUUACUUUUCCCCCAAGCUGAUCGAGUUUUUCUUUCUAAUUAAAGACUUAUCAGUCAUCGUGUAGUUAUCAAGUAGCAUAUCUUCCCCCAGGUUAUUUUUAUUUUGGAUAUUUUGUGCAAAACUCUUUUGUACUGCAGAUAUAUUGGAAAAAUUAUACUUGGCUCAUAUUUUUGUGUUAUAAGCUGAAACCACACAUGGUAACUGCAUCUGAGGCCUUGUACCCAAUAAACAGUGUGGUCCUGUGUUGACAUAAAACAGAUCCUCUUAAGUAAUGCCUGCUACAGUUUGGUACCAGUGCACAAACAAAGAAGGUUUGUCAAGACAUGCCUGUUUUUAUGGCAUGAAAUGUAAAUAAUGGGAGCUUGUGUUGUCAUAAGAAAACUGAAUUUAUGUUUUGUUUCUUUUUUUUGUUUUUUUUCCAGUCUCUCUUUCCCCUAUAUUGAAAACAUAUGCAAUUACCCUUUGAAAACCUGUUUUAGGUAGCCAAGGUAAAAAAUGAUCUGUAUCAGAAUAAAACAGCCAAGGGGUGAUAUUAUCAAUUUUAACUCCGAACAUGCAUAGCCAGUCACAGGGUGUAAGUCUAUUGCAUUAGUGGUUCAUUUUUCUAUUAUUUUAUAACCUUUCAUUAUUUGUUCUGUUAAAACAUAUCUAGAAUACUAUUCGGUUCAUUUUUAUGAUCACUGGGCUCUGCUUGGACCAAUGUGUGUUGUAGGGCAGGAUGGUCAUCAUAUUGUGAUAUUAAGAUUACGCAACAGAAAUGCAAUUGCACGAUACAGAGCUCUCCGAGUGCACUUUAUAUUGUGAACACUGAGGCUAGGGGUGACAUAAGAUUAUGGCGUUUAGAAUUGGAACCUUGGGAUUAGGGGUAGUUUAUAUGAGAUGAAUUGAGAAAGGACUUAAAGGGCUGAUGUCACCUCAAGAGUAUUUUAAUGUAAUAAUCAUUGAAUCAAAAUUUGAAAGGAAAAAUAUUUUUUAAAUUAAAGGACCACUAUAAGCACCUAGACCUCUUCAGCUCAAUGGGUGCUCUAGUUUUAACCCUGCAGCUGUAAACAUAGCAGUUUCACAGUGAGAAGACGCUGCCGUCCAUAGGAAAGCAUUGAGAAAUGCUUUCCUAUGCACUGACUGAAUGCGCGUGCGGCUGAUGACGUCGGAAGAGGGAGGAGAGUCCGGUGCUGGAGAAUGGGGGCCAUGAGGGUGGGGGGGACCUAACAACACUAUAGUGCCAGGAAAAAUAGUUUGUUUUCCUAGCACUAUAGUGGUCCUUUAAGUAUAUCUAAAAAGCGCAUCCCUGUCUUUAGUAAAUACUGAUCAGCCACAACAUUAAAAAACCACAGACGGGUCAAGUGAACAACAUUGAUUAUAUUGUUAAAAUGGCACCUGUCAAGGGGUGGGAUAUAUUAGGCAGCAAGUGAACAGUCAGUUCUUGAAUUUCAUGUGUUGGAAGCAGGACAAAUGGGCAAGAGAAAAGAUCUUAGUGACCAUGACUAGAAGUGAUGGCUAGAUGACUGGGUCAGAGCAUCUUCAAACGCUAAGUCUUGUCGGUUGCUCCUGGUAUGGAGUGAUAAGUAUCUACCAAAAGUGGUGCAAGGAAGGACAACCAGUGAACCGGUGCCAGGUUCAUAGGGGCCAAAGGCUCAUUGAUGCACAUGGGGAGCCUAUUUGGUCCAAUUGCACAGAAGAACUAUUGUAGCUCAAAUUGCUGAGAAAAAUAAUGCUCACCAUAAAAGAAGGUGUCAGAACACAAAGUUUGCUGCAUUUUGGGCUGCGUAGCUACAGACUGGUCAGAAUGACCAUGUUGACCCCUGUCCACUGCCAAUAGCACCUUCAAUGGGGACGUGAGCAGCAGAACUGGACCACGAGGCAAUGGAAGAAGGUUGCUUGGUCUACUGAAUCAGGUCGAUGGUCAGGUGCAUGUGCGUUGUUUAUCUGGGGCAGAGAUAUUAGCAGGAUGCAUUAUGGGAAAAUGCAGACUGGCGGAUUCAGUGUUAUGCUCUGGGUAAUGUUCUGCUGAGAAACCUUGGGUUCUAUCAUUCAUGCGGAUGUUACUUUAACACGUACCACCUAUCUAGUGAUUGUUGCAGACAAUGUACAUUUUUUAAUGGCAGUGGCCUCUUUCAGUAGGAUAAUGCACCCUACCACACUGCAAAAAUUGUUCCGGAAAGCUUUGAGGAACAUGACAAAGAGUUCAAGAUGUUGCCAUUGCCUCCAAAUUCAUCAGAUCUCAAUCUGACUGAGCAUCUGUGGGAUGUGCUGGAAAACAAAUUCAAUCCAUGGAGGCUCCACCUCACAACUUGCAGGAUUUAAAUAAUCUGCUGCUAAUGUUUUGGUGCCAGUAAAAUAAACCAUGAAGAUUCUGGUCAUGUUAGUGUGCACGGACCGUGGCUCCAUCUCCAGCCAACAAUAGUAUCUAUUGGUACCUCGUACCACAGGACAUAUUCAGAGGUCUUGUGGAGUCAUGCCUCAACAAAUCAUCUUUUGGCAGCACAAUGGGGACCUAUACGAUAUCAGGCAGAUAGUUUUAAUGUUCUGGCUGAUCAGCCUUAAGCUAUAUACAUGCAUCUUAGGUCAAACAGUGUUUGAAAGCCAACUGUUGGUCUCUAUGAUCUUCCCUGCUUCUCUCCCUGCAUAGAAGCAGGAAAGACUAUAGAAACUAUUGAUUUUAAAACAUGCUCUGACCCAAAACCCCUGUUUUCUGCUUUCAACACAUGAAAUUCAGAAGCUGACUGUUUACUGGUUAACAGAUCCCACCCCUGCCAUUGUAACAAUAUAAUCAAUGUUAUUAAUUUCACCAGUCAGCAUGAGCUUCCACAGGGGGUGGCACCCCCACCCCCUGCACCCCCCUGGAUUUUUCAGCUUGUUCUGCUAAGUUUCGUGUGAGAUUGAAAAUACAGUAUGGAAAGAGACGGGGAUAGGAAGCUGCAUCUUAUCCCUGCUUCUCUCUGACUGAAUCCGCAGGGAAGCAUCACUGAGUGCAGUCAGCAACUGCAGAGACUGCCUACAGAUCAGGGAAGUGAGGCAUAUUGGGGGCAGAGAGAGCCUACAGAUCAGGGAAGUGUGGCAUAUUGGGGGCAGAGAGAGCCUACAGAUCAGGGAAGUGAAGACCAGGAAGGUAAAGUAAGGGAAGGAGAAGGAAUAGAAAUGAGCAGGAAGGGACAGCAAGGAGCUGGAAGGUAAAGCAGCACAAAGGUAAAGUAGAAGAAGCAGAAUAGGGUCAGCAAGGAGCAGGAAGGGACAGAAGGAGCACAAAGGUGAAGUAGGAGAAGGAACAGAAAUGAACAGGAAGGGUCUGUAAGGAGAAGUAAGGGUCUGCAAAGAGCAGAAAGAAUCAGAAGGAGCACAAAGGUAAAGUAGGAGAAGGAGCAGAAAAGGGUAGCAAGGAGCAGAAAGGGACAGCAAGGAGCACAAAGGUAAAGUAGGAGAAAAGGGCAGAAAGGGACCAGAGAGAAAGGGGAGCAGAAUGGGGAACACAAUAAGCAGAAAGUAACAGAAAGGUAAAGGAGCAGAGAAGACUGUUUGUUUCAGAAGAAAAAGAAGACUGUGUCAAAUGAAGAAGAAAAGGAGAUUGGAGCAGGAAGAACAAGUGAAGUGAACCCUCCACUUUAUUCUGGACACCACAUCAUAAGGCUUUGGUACCUGGGCCUGGCAGGGAAACUUUGGAUCUUCUCAUCUCCCCAGGUAAAAAAAAAAUAUCAGUGUUAAAGUGUUCACUUUUAUUUACUGAGUGUCAUGAAGCACAGAGAGCCGCUGGGGAGGGGUGUCGCUGAUUGGCUAGAGCGGUCAGCUGGCACUCUAAGCCAAUCAGUAGCUCCCCAUUCAUAAAAAAGUAAAACAUUUUUAUGAACCGGGAACUAGCGAUUGGCUUAGAGCGUCAACUGACUACUCUAGCCAAUCUGUAGCACCCAUGCCUGACGUCAAUCUGCACUUCCUGACACUCUGUUUCAAAAGCCGAAUACCACUGAGCGACCUGGAAAUCUGGAGCUGGAGGAAGCCUUAGGGGUUUAACCAUUUGAGAGCGGUUUAACCCCUUAAAGGAAAGAGAACACCCAGGGGCUUCCUGGCAUCAUAGCAUUUUCAUUUAAAUGAAGUUGUUAUGGUGACCAGAAUGUUCCUUUAAUUUGCUUAAAGGAACACUAUAGUGUCAGGAAUACAAACAUGUAUUCCUGACACCAUAGUUGUGAAAAAGCUUUUCACCCUGGCUUUAUGUGAUAAUGACUAUGCUCGUCCCCAUCAUGGCACUGUCAAAAAGGGACCAAGCAUGGAUGUCAUUACAAAAAUCCCCUGGAAAAAUUCCUGCGGACACCCAUGCCAGUCAGUGGUUUUGAUGUUGUGGCUGAUCAGUGUAGAUGUCAUCCUCAUUUUUUGGAGGAUGAAGCACAUAUUCCCAUCAUUAUAUGGGAGUCUUUUUGGUUAAAAUUGCAUUAAGUAUUUUCUAUUUUUUUUAAAUAAAGGUCAUAUUACUCAUGUCCGAGUCAAUGAAGCAAAUCUUGAUCCUCCCUUUCCGCUAUAUUUUUAAUUUACAAAAGUUAUAUCCCUAAAUCAAAUAAAUGGCCUCAUUUUCACAGAAAACUAGCCAAAUCAUAUGGAUCAUAGGAAAGUUUCUUUCUAUCAUUCUAUCAACAAAUUGUAUUCAGACUCCUUAAUAUUGGCCGUUACAAAAUCUCUUUUCAUGUAGUGUCUUGGGAUAGUUUUAUUACCAUUAGAAAUGAUGGCAUUGGGAAGAAAUUGGUCCUCCAUUUACAACCAAUUACCGAAAACUAUAAAAAAAAAUGAUAGUUUCCUACAACAGCAAAAACCACUCCAUAGAGUCCUUGUUUUAUUCUCACUUCUUUCACAUGAUGGUACAUGUGCAUGAACAUCAAUGAUGGCAAUUCUAUAUUAUUUUAACAAUAUAUGCAUUAUUAUACAGCAUACUAAUGUCUAAUUUAUGCAUUAUUUCCUGCAAAGUAACUGGGCUUGGUAAUCAUGAAUUGUCGUUUCAGAUGAAAACCAAACUCUACAGGCAAAUCAUCUGACUCGUGAGAUUGAUUCUUUGAGUGGGGAUUUAUAAGUCUUUGAAGUUAAUUCAUUGUUUUGGACUGAUUAACUAAUCUGCAGUAUUCAUUUGUAACCAGAUUUCAUCUCUCUUGAUCACUGUGCAAUGUGUGAUUUACUGCAUUUGUUUCAAGUACUGUGAUGACUUUUUUUUUUUAUACUACAUCUUUUUGUUCUUUGUAGGCCGUACUCACCGAUGAUGGGAGAAAUGUCCAAUGUUUGGUUUGAUAGAUAUAAAAUCUCAAUGGACAGCUGUGAAAAUCUUGAAUCUGUUGACUCGAUGUGCCAGAUCCUAACAAAUUUAAUCAAUGAUGAAGUGAAAACUGGAAUAGCAAAAAACAGGAUUCUUUUAGGUAAUUUAAGUGGCGCUCAAUAUGGUACUAAACUCUCUUACCUAGUUGCAUAUAUUGGAUUUAUUAUUGUUAUUAUUAAUAAUGUUAAAGCUGCUCUGUCACUCCCCCACCCCAUAAAAAGAGUAUUUCAUAAAUAUACAAUCAUUAUGAAAAAUGCACAUUGACUGAAAUUACUAUGCAUUAGUUCGGAAGUGCCGAAGUGAUUUGGAUUUCUGAAAAGUGGGAAAACGAGAGGAGGAGGGAAAAUUAUGUGAAUCUUGACCAAUAAGCUAAUUCCUUUUGUGCAAUGUAAUGCUUGCUUGCCCAAUCCGGUUUCACUAUUCCCUGUCCAAUGAAAUUAGCAAAUUUUUGUGAUUGAUGUUAGAGGACACACCAGUUAAUGGUGGAUUUGUCACUGACACUUGGCCAAUGAAGGCACACAGAGCCAUUGAGAUGGGAUAGGAUACAAAUCAGGCUGUCAGGGUAUUGGCUUACAUUCAUGUGACCAGACUAGUUGUGAUAGCACAAGAGACUGAGAUAGAUAAAAUACAUUACAUUUAUUGUACUUUACUUGUUGCAAACUUGGGGAGCCACAUUGCUUUUAAGUGUGUGUUCCAGGGAGAGAAAGUGAGUUUUUUUCCUUUUUAUUCCUCUGCAUUUCGUUUCUUUUUUUGAAGAGGGAGGGUGGGUGAGAGAGUGUGUGACUGUGCAAGCCAGAUAGUCUGAUUGCCAGGGUGUCUCUGCAGUUUACUGCAGUGAUUAAUUUUGUGUUUUUUAGCUGUUGUCAGGUAGCGUGAUUGCCAGUGUGUCUCUCUGCUGGACUGUGACUUUGCUACAGUUAUUAAUUUUGUGUUUUUUUUAGCAGAGCACAGGUAGUGUUACACUUGCUUCCUCUUCAACUCACCUGAAGCGGAGGCAAAUGAAACAGCAGGAGCCGCUAGCACCACCACCCUCCCUGCCCAUAGAACGCCUACCUUUCCUCCCACCACCCUCCCUGGGCAAAUCUCCCACAACUACCCACCACCACCACAACUCUCCCCGGGGGACCCUACACUGCUCUCCCUGCCAGCCAUCACUUGCUCUCACUUUUCUCUCUCACUUGCUUGUUCACACACAAAGUGCUUUCUAUCUGCUCUCACACUCUGCUCCUAAACUCUCCACAAAGAUGGUGUUACAGGGUUGGGAUUAUAUAUUGUGCAGAAGUGUUGUAUGGUGGUAGUGCUACCUAAUUGACUGCACUAUUUUUGCAGUGAAAAUAUAAUUUUGUAAAUUGUGUAUAUAUACUAAACUAACACUACUAAUUAUUAAUUAAACACAGUCCACUUAUUUAUUUUCCUCUUACCUGCUCGCCGGCGAUCACGAUGGGGGAACUUACCUAGCAUCCCAGGGAGUCCCCCUGCUGCCGAUCCGGCGCUCCAGGGCCAUGUGAUCGCGAGGUCCUUGCUGGGGGAGUACCUGGAAUACAGGUAGUCCCCCUGCUGCCUGUAAUAAAAUGAAAUAACGUUCAAAAAGUGUAAAAUAAAACAAUAUAUACUUAGAUCAUAUAUACAUUUUUUUUUAUAUAUAUAUAUAUAUAUAUAUGUGUGUAAUUUCGUUAUAACUCUAUUUUGAGAUAUAUAUAUGUAUAUAGAUAUUAAAAUACACUUAAAACUAAAUAAUAUAUCUAUAUACAUAAAUAUGUGUGUGUGUGUGUAUAUAUAUAUAUAUAUAUAUAUAUAUAUAUAUAUAUAUAUAUAUAUGUGUGUGUGUGCAUAUAUAUAUAAUAUAUAUAAAAUGCAAUAAUCCCCUGCACUCACGCUUGAAAAAAGAUCCAAUGCUGGGCGCAUCACCAGAGCUCCAAUAGACAAAAAAUCCAACAAGUAAGGCUGCUCUCCGGACUUAAAACAAAAAUUUAUUGAAUAAUAUUAAAAAUAACGCUCCGCGCGGCACUCACACUGCGAGACUUGCAGGGGAGCUGACAGAGGAGCUUACCGGAGGAGAGAAAAGGGAGCUGACAGGAGCUGCAGGAAAGGUAAGUUACAGCUCUCUGCCAGCCCCCUCCUACAUAGUGCACACCACUGAACCACCAGGGCAUGAGAGCCCCCCUCCCUGGCCAGGUAUCAGGCAGGGAGGGGGGACAAAAAAAAUAAAUACAAAUUUAAAUCAUAAUAAAAUAUUAAUAAUAUUAAAAAAUAAUAAAAUAAAAAUUAUUAAUAUAACAAAACAAAAUAUUAAAAUAAUAAUGAUAAUUAAAAAAAAAUAAUAAAAAUGCCCACUCCCCACCAAGGCUCUCCAUCACAUACACAACACACUCUGCAUUCAUACACACACUGCAUUCAUACACACGCUGCAUUCAUACACACACACACUGGACUCAUAUACACACACACACACACUGCAUUCAUACACACACUGCAUUCAUUAUAUACACAGACUGUAAAUAAAUAUUCAAUUAAUAUAAUUUUUUGGGGAUAUAAUUUUAUUUAGAAAUUUACCAGUAGCUGCUGCAUUUCCCACCCUUGUCUUUAGGGUAACAAAACAAAACAAAAUAUUAAAAUAAUAAUGAUAAUUAAAAAAUAAUAAUAAAAAUGCCCACCCCCCACCAAGGCUCUCCAUCACAUACACAACACACUUAUCACACACACACUGCAUUCAUACACACACACUGCAUUCAUACACACACUGCAUUCAUUAUAUACACAGACUGUAAAUAAAUAUUCAAUUAAUAUAAUUUUUUGGGGAUAUAAUUUUAUUUAGAAAUUUACCAGUAGCUGCUGCAUUUCCCACCCUAGUCUUAUACUCGAGUCAAUAAGUUUUCCCAGUUUUUUGUGGUAUAAUUAGGGGUCUCGACUUAUAUUCGGGUUCAUGUACUAUUUUUACAUAAUUAAGUCAUUUUAUUAAUUACAAUUUGCGGGACCCAGGCAGAAAGGCCAGAGAAUUUUAUUUUUUAGCACUAUAUUUAACCCUGUAACUUUCCAAGACACCAUAAAACCUGUACAUGGGGGGUACUGUUUUACUCAGGAGAUUUCGCUGAACACAAAUAUUAGUGUUUCAAAACAGUAAAAUCUAUUCAAACAAUGAUAUCAUCAGUGUAAGUGAAGUUUUUUGCAUUUUUCACACACAAACGGCACUUACACUGACUAAUUCUUGUGAUACGUUUUACGGUUUUGGAACACUAAUAUUUGUAUUCCACAAAGUCUCCUGAGUAGAACAGUAGCCCUAAUGUACAUGUUUUAUGGUGUUUUCAAAUGUUACAGAGUCAAAUAUAAGGCUCGUGUUUCAGUUUUUUCACAUUAAAAUUCGCCAGAUUGGUUACGUUGCCUUUGAGACCGUAUCGUUGCCCAGGAAUGAGAAUUACCCCUAUGAUGGCAUACCAUUUGCAAUAGUAGACAACUCAACGUAUUGCAAAUGGGGUAUGUCCAGUCUUAUUUAGUAGCCACUUAAUCACAAACACUGGCCCAAGUUGGCGUUCAAAUUAGUUUUUUUGCAUUUUUCACACACAAAUAACGCUAACUUUGGCCAGUGUUAUGCCAUCAUGGGGGUAAUUCUCAUUCCUGGGCUACCAUACGGUCUCAAAGGCAAAGUAACCAAUCUGGCAAAUUUUUAUGUACAAAAACUGAAAAAUGUAACAUGCUAUAUUUGACCCUGUAACUACCCAAAACACCAUAAAACAUGUACAUGGGGGGUACUGUUUACACAUGAGACAUCACUGAAUACAAAUAUGUGUAUUUUAUUGAAGUAAAAGCAAAAAAAUUAUUCAUAUUAAAUUAUGUUCCAUAGCUAAAUAUUUGAUGUUCAAUGAAAGCCCUAUUUCUCCUGAAUAACAUUAUAUAUUAAGUGUGGGUGCACUUAAUAUGAAAGGGGUGAAUUAUGGUUGAACAUACAUAUAGUCAAAUUCACAGUUUUGUUUACUUUUUAUUUUGAUCAAAACGUGUACAUUUGGCUCAGUUCUUAAGGGGUUAAGUGGUCUGGGUGCUGCUGUGAUUCACUAUGCAAUGUAAAACAUUGCUGUUUAAGAAAAAAACACACAUGUUUAUUUUUUCAAAAAGAACAACAUUCCGAAUUCCCGAAUGCCUGAAACGAAUGACAUGCCGAACUUCCGAAUGCCCGAAAUGAAUACCAUGUGCCCGAAUGCUGAGAUUCCGAACCGAGUGCCAUUCUGCAGUUCCAAAGUGCCGAACCGAAACGAAUGCCAUUGGUCCGAAUUGCCAAAGCAGACAAAUAUUUUUAGUGACCAGAAUUUCCGAACUAAAUUUUUUGCCCAUGCUCAUCCCUAGUAGGGACUACUUAUCUUAUAUAUAUUCACUAUGCCUGACAAAAGGCAGAGCUUCCACCAUUAUUUUUAUUUAUUAUUACUGCUAUUUAUAUAGCACCAACAGAUUCCGUAGCGCUUAAGUUGUCAUUUCCACCAUCCAUCACUAGCAAUGGCUGUGGGUGAAAAGGCAUUGUUUAUGGAAGCUCUCGUGGGAUCCUCCACAGACCUCAGUGUUGUAUGUUUGUGCUUGUGCAAGAAUAAAUCACUGACUUGAGCUCCUGGCAGGUAAAGUGCCUGGAGUUGAAGAUGACCCACCGGAUGAAGAUGGCGGCUGGGCGGUGAUGUUACCAUCUGGGGUCUCUGCAAAGUAUGCAAAGACCCUCAAUUUUGACCGAGCCGCUUCAAACAUUUCCUUACAUUAAGAGUAUAAUCUUCUAGAAUAGCUAAUUCCUCCUCUGACAAUUACAUAUACAGGGGCCACCAAAGAUAAUUAGAAAAAUCGCAUAUUUACUGGCCUGCAUAAACUAUCUAUACUGUGCUAGCCAAAUGGAUCACUAUUAAGGUGUUAAACAUACUUUCUUUUUUCAGAUGGUGAGGUACAAAGAUAGCCUCUAUAGUGGCUGCUGUGAGGCAUUUCCAUGUUAUAUAGCAUAUGGCUGCACACAAGGCAUUUUAGAAUUCUAUAGGUAGUCAAAGCCAUGCUUUGACACUUGCAUCUAUUGCAGCAUCUGUCUUGAAGGACAUAGCAAUUGUGACUAUAUCUUUAAUAUACAUCAUUAUUUUCCAUUUUUCCGGCAAAGUGUACAGAUGUGUAGGCCUAUGUAAAGCUGAAAUUGUUGUUCACAAGUUUUGUUUGUAAAGCCAUAUGGGAUUUACACAAAACAGUCAGGUGUGAAAUGAGCAAUCCGUUUACAAAAUUUAGGCUAUAAAUAAUCUAUUUUGGGCAGGUCACAUAUAAAAUGUGUUCUGUGCAGUGACAAAUCAUGCUCCUCUCUUUGGCAGUCUGGUUUUGGCGGAUGUCAGGAAAACAUUUUUUUUUUUUUUUUUUUGCCUGACUGCAUUGUGCCAACUGUAAAAGAGGGAUAAUGAUAUGGAGCUGUUUUUCAUGUGUUUGGCAAGGCCCCUUACUUUCAGUGAAAGGAAGUCCCAAUGCUUCAGCAUCCCAAGAGAUUUUGGACAAUGCUAUGCUUCCAACUUUGUGGGAACAGUUUGGAGAAUGCCCUUUUCUAUUCCAGCAGAACUGUAUUCCAGUGCACAAGGCAAGGUCCAUAAAGAAAUGGUUGGGUGAGUCUGGUGUGGAAGAACUUGACUGGCCCACACAGAGCCCCUGACCUCAACCCCAUUGAACACUGGGACAGAGAGUGUGAGCCAGGCCUUUUCAUCCAACAUCAGUAUCAGACCUCACAAAUGCUCUACUGGAUGAAUGCUCAAAAAAGUUCCACAGAAGCCCUCCAAAAUCUUGUGGAAAGUCUUCCCAGAAGAGUGGAAUCUGUUAUAGCUGCAAAAAGGCGACCAAUAGACAUUAAUGUCUAUGUAUUUAGUAUGCGAUGUCAUAAGAGUCCCUGUUGUUGUAAUGGACAGGUGUACCAAUACUUUUGUCCACAUAGGGUAGAGAGAGAGCUUUAAACUUGCACUGCUAUUUAAAGGAACACAAUAAUGUCAGGAAUACAAACAUGUAUUCUUGGCACUAUAGUUGUAAAAACAGAUUUUAGGUCCCUGACCCGUUGCCUCCAACUUAAGUUAUUUUACUUGCCUAUGUACCUCUAGUAGCCAUCUGAGUGACUGCCACUAGAGGUAUUCCUAGGCAGUAAUGUAAACACUGCAUUUUCUCUGGAAAGGCUGUGUUUACAUUAAAACCCUGCAGGGACAGAGUAUAGACUUCAAAACAACUACACUAAGCUGUAGUGAUUCUGUUGACUAUAGUGUCCCUUUUAUAUUAGCCUAACCUAAGUUUAGCACCGCUGCCUAGAAUUUGUAUUUCUAGGGGUCUUCAGUAAUCACAGGAUAUGUUCCUUUAUAACAAGCAGUUUUGUAAAAAUUAGUUUCCAUUUUCUUCUGUUAUUUUGAAAUGCCUCCUGGAUUUCCUAAUGAAAGACACAUUUAUUUUAGUUCUUCCUGUCGCACCAGGCCUGGCAAUCUCUCCCAAUUUGAGACUCAUUUGGUGGCAUCCCAGUUCAUUUCUCUGGUGUUUCCUUCUCUAUAGUCCUGGAGACACUUCUCUGAGAUCACGUAUGGGCUUUGUAAAAAUACUUCCUCACAAGGACUCUGCACGUGUACAUGAGCACCAUUCUGUACAUGAGCACCAUUCUGUUCAUGAGCGAGCCUCAUAGGCUGAUCACAGCUUGUAAAUCAAUGCUUUGAGCUGUCAUACCCCUUGUACCACCCCUUAUCCUCAAACAUUGGAGGUAUAAAGUGGUUUCUGAUCUUAUCCUACCACCUUUUGUUUGACUACAUUUUUAAUGCCCCGGCAUUAUGUGGUUACUGUAGUUAAACAUUAGCUAGAAUGUCGUUACCGAACACCUAUGAUGUAACCACUAGCUUUAUCCAAGUUGAUUGGAAUGAAUUCAUCAGAACUGGAUGACUAGUGCUUUGCUUAUGUCCUCAGUAGAGGGGGGGGUGGGGGGGAAUACAAACACAAUUUGGCUUCUGCCAGGAAAUUACCUUCACCUCUUGCUAAGACAUUACGGAAUGCUGAAAUGUAAUUCUCAUAGAGGGUAUGGCAUUAUUUUAAAUUUUUUUUGGUUAGAAAUGCCAGGGAAGACACGCAUUAUUCUUUUGAGCGCAUGCGAAAAAAAUGAAAGCAAUCUGCAUGUACCAUGUGUUUUAUACAUCACGUCAAAGUAGACACUGAAAUACUAUCUCUGUGAAUCAUGCUUUUUUUUUUGCCACAAACUAUAAAUAUUCAUUGAAAUCACAGUCUCCAAAGAAUUUACUACAAUUUUUACCUUGGGACUAUAAUGUUAUUAAGUGAUACGCUGCAGGUUUUUCCACAGAAAAUUCAAAGAGGUAGUCUUUUGUACCAAUAUUCCCCCUCCUCCCCCUCCCCACCCCCUUUUUUUUUUUUGUAGUGCAAACCACAUAAAAGUAUUAUUACUUAAUAUUCUACUCUGGAGGUGACUACAUGUCAAAAAAAUUGCUAGUGAGUCACCGCUCUUUCAUUUGCCAGAUUGUGACUAAGAGGGGGUGUAAAAUGUAGCUUGGGUUUUCUCAGAAGCAGUAAUGAGCAUUUGGUGACUUUAUUAUUGGAAGAUCGGAAUGCAUAGGCAAUGUACGAAAUGUUUAUGGUUUUGUGGAAUGGGAACAGUCCAGUGGUGACAUUAUGCUGAUGAGAGUUUGUGCCCUCCAGAUGCACUCUUACAUGCAAGAGCCAGCAGAUUCAGAGUCAUAAUAAAAGUUUGUUUUUUAAAGAGAGAGAAGCAUGUGACUUUUUCUGACACAUGAAAACAGACGUGAUUUUUAAGUGUAAAGUAUGUGUGAGUUUUUCUGCUAUAAAGUUCAAAUGUUGCUGUUACAAAAAUAAGUGUUAACGCACCCUGAAAAGGCACUGUAUGUGUCUGGACAUAAAAUGGCAACAGGUAAAUAAAUCUACACAAUAUAAUUUGGGUAAUGUGACUUUUUGCAGAGUAUGGUUUAGAUUUAUCAAAACUACUUGCACACAAAACAAAGUUAAUGAUGUAGGACUUGCUGUCAGGUUCUGAAUUUAAAUUAUUUGUACUGGUAGCAGAUCAAGUCAGAAAAGCAUAUGUAGUGGUAGUGGCAUAUUAAUACAAAAUAACGCACAAGGUUAUUCACUAGACUCAGAUUUUCGUUAAUUCCAAAUGGAAAUACUGAGAUAGAAAUAGUUGAUCUGAAAAUAUUUUACAAGCCGGCUAUAGUCACUGCUUGUCUAUUUUUGCCCAGUUAUGUUGUUUAGACUUAAUUUGCUAAUUUAAUUUUCAUAAAUACCCAUGGUAUUAUGUGAAAAAGUACCCUACCCAAGGGUUUAACAGAUUGUACUGAUGAUGCAUUAGCCAACUAAGCUAUGUUACUGGCCUUAUAUCUUAAAAUCUUACUUCUGUCUUCUCACUAGUACAUUAAAUAAAUGGUCUUGACCAUCAUGUUUGCAAGGUCCAAAUGUAAAGUGAAAUAACUGCAUCUAUACAUUUGUUAGAAAUUUGGCUUGCUCAAUGUAUCAAUAUCAAUGUAUUCUCAAUACAGGGCUAUUCACUAAAGUCUGAAUACCCCCAGUCCAGAUUAGCAAAAAUAAUUUUGUACCAUCUGGGUGCAUUUGGACACCAAUAUUGAUCACAGUGUCUAUCAAUGUUUAGAUCUCAAAUGACAUAAAGGUCCACUGGAUUUUGGCCUAUCACUAGUGGAUGGAUGAAAUCCACAUUUGAAUGCUUAAUAUCCAGAAUAUUUGCAAGUUGGCAGCACAAGCAGCCAGUUGGCAAAUAGUAAAAAAAAAAAAAACUCUGCAUUGUGAGGGUUAACAAUUUUGGUAUAACAAGAGACAAAAAAAAUCCAAAUCCACAAAGGUAAGUUUAAUCCAUAGCAUGCAAAAAAAUGACAAACAGGGGGGAAAGGUAAAAAAACACAGGACCUUAGUCAUAGCAGUAACUAACAAAUAUAACACACGCUGAUAUGUCCAAAAAUAAGCUAACCGCCUCCACCCAGAAAAAACCCAGGGAAUUUCACAGAGAGUCAUGUCAAACACUAACCUGGGGCAUCUUGUUAAUGCUUCAGUAAGGCAGCUUUCCAUAAAUUAAAUAAUCCCUUUCCUUCCCAUUUUAUAGGAUUUCAUACCCACAUAGCUUGUGAUUGUCCAUCCAAAAGAAGGCAGCACUAUAAGAUAUAUGAAACCAAGAGUUGCACUCACCUGAACAUGCAUACAUUAUAGGGUGCUGCUGGGGCCAAAUUCAUACAACACAUAAGAUCCAACACACUCAUUCAUUCACUAAACAGCAAUUUCAAGUCUCACAGAACUUAAUAUUUUUUUAUUGAAAAACACAUCACCUAGGCAAAAAUAAUGGGGGUUUAUUACAGUAUAGGAUCAUACAUUGCAUAAGCUUGCCACAAUUUCAAUGUCACCCUUUUUUGGCAGGUCCUACUCUAGCACCUAAUGACUGCUCUUAUGAGAUUAAUCCACUUACUUGGGAAAUACUAUACUACUUUCUACUUGCUCCCCACUUAUAUCAGAAUGCCAGCAAGUUGAUUCUCAGUUUGAUGUUCGAUAUGAAAACCUUCCAAUAUUCCAUUGUAACGAGAGAAAAAAGUUAUGAAAAAUGUAUUUAAUAGACUGUUUUAUUUUCCUCAGUUGACAAAAUACUUAUAAGCGUACACUAAAGAGUGAUCUAUUGCUCCAGAGAAGGUCAUGAAAUAAGAGAAUAUACCAUUAGCCUUUCAAGGACACUUUGGCCAGAAUGAGUCUCUAACGGAAUUCUUUGACUGUUUCACUUUUAUGCAGUUCUUUAUUUGUUUUGCAGGUGGAUUUUCCAUGGGAGGUGCUAUGGCCAUGCAUUUGACUUACAGAUUCCACAGGGAUGUGGCUGGAGUGUUUGCUCUUUCUGGUUUUCUCAAUAAAGAUUCAGUGGUUUAUAAGGUAUUCUUUUUCCUGUAAAGGAAAUGUUUGUAGUAAUGAUUAGCUAUAUUUUAAAUUAAUAUAUGGAUAAUUUUGUUGUGUUUUGGCUACGUACGUUUAUACUUUUAAACUUCUUGUUGUCCCAUUGUUUUUGUUCAUGUUUUGUUUUUUUAAACUAUUUGGUUCAACUUAGGUAAUAUUCAUCGACAAAAAUAAAAUUUCAAUUUCAUUUAAAAAAAUGUCAAGUUUUGGGAAAAUUAUAAAAAGAGUUAAAUGCCUUCUUCUGUAUCAAUAAAUGAGAUUUAAACAUGCGCCCAUGUGUGAACUGAGGUCUGGAUGAGCUCAUGAUGCUGAUCUGAGGUCUGUGGGGGAGACGGCAGGAGAGCUCACCUAGAACGCUUGUGACACUUUCGUAAGCUCUCUGGAACUAAUGGAAGGAGGAAGCAAACCUCUGUGGUGGUUUAUUGGCAGCCAGGGGGGUGGUGCAUAAUUUAUUAGUUUAAAAAACUAUGUAUUUCUAACACUACAGUGUUGCAGUAGCAGUUUAGAUCACUGGCUCCUGCAGAGUGGAGUUAAAAAAAAUAAAAAAAUUUAAAUUUACCUUUUCUUAAUCACUAUGCAGGUUUUGCCACAGCUGGCCCCGCCUCCAUGGCUGAGAGCAUCAAUCUUGAUGAUCUCAGCCAAUCCAAUACUUUCCCAUAGGUAAUCAUUGGGAGGCUAUUGCACAUGCACGGCAAAACGCCAAUCAAUGCAUCUCUACAGGGAUUGUUCAGCGUCUCCGUGCAGAGCGUGGAUAUGUUGAACGUAGGUACUGCACAUAAUACAGCACUGAAAUAGGAAAUGUGACCCAACUAUUGUUUUUUUAUUUUGCUUCUUUCUCUUGGUAACUGCAUUUAUGAAGCUGGUGUAGCCUGCUAUAAUGGGUGGAUGUGUAGCAUAAUAUACACUGCAUUCCGAAAGUAUUCAGACCCCUUCAUAUUUUUUAGAUUUAUUUUUAUGUUGCAGCCUUGUGUUGCUACAAUUGUUUUAAAAAAACAACAACUAAUUUUCUCACAUCACAUGCAAAUAAUCUUCUCAGGUUUUGUCAGGUUGGCAUGAGAACAUCAGUGGACAUGUCUAUUUUCAUAUCUCUCUAGAGAUCCCUAAGCCACUCUUGCAUUGUUUUUCUGAUUGCACUGUGUGCAUAUGUGUGUGUGUGUGUGUGUGUGUGUAUGUAUAUAUAUAUAUAUAUAUAUAUAUAUAUAUAUAUAUAUUUGUAUUUAUUUAUUUUUUGACCCUGCAGAUUUCAGUGAUGAUGCCCGUUGAAUUGUUAUAUGUCAGUUACCUACAUUAUUGGAUUUUAUAUAUUUUUUUUCUUUUUCUUUCUCAGGAACUUAAAGAAGUAAAGUGUAGACUUCCUGAAUUAUUCCAGUGGCAUGGAAAUGCUGAUACUCUAGUUUUACCACAAUGGGGUGAAGAAACCAACAAAAUACUAAAAUCCCUUGGUGUGACUACAACAUUCCAUAGUACUCCAAAUAUGUAUCAUGAGCUAAACCUCAGAGAGCUUCAUCAUUUAAAAGCUUGGAUUUUAAAGCAGCUGCCCACAGAUUAUACAGGUGCCCAAAAGAGCCAAGUCCUCUAAAUAAAUAUUUACUAUCAAUACCAAGUUGUGUUUUUUGUUUUUCUUCUUCUAGCAUUGUAGCAUUUAGUAGGCCAGCAUUUAAUUGCAUUUUUAAAUAUCACAGAUAAUUAAAAUAGUUAACAUUUAUACGGAAUCUGCAC
Molecule: messenger RNA, 45471 nt
Organism: Pelobates cultripes (western spadefoot toad)
Lineage: Eukaryota; Metazoa; Chordata; Amphibia; Anura; Pelobatidae
Source: the annotation of a GenBank genome assembly